GUUAAUGGUUGUCUUUUAUCAGGACGGAAACAUUUACAGCUGAUAUCAAUCUUCGAAAGCUUAACAAUGUAAGCUUUCAACUUCUUAAUUUGAGUUACCAUAUUCUCUCUCGUAAUCACAAACAUGUAAGUAAAAUAUCAAAAUAUCAGAAAUUUUAUAUUUUUUUCUAAUAUCUAACAUUUAUUUUUUUUUUUCUUUUGUUCUCAAUUUGAGUCAAAUUCAAUGAUUUCUGGAUCGGAUAAGUUGUUGAAUUCAUGUGUCGUCAUGCAAUGAAAUGCCAUGCAUGAGCAAUGCUAGAGGCAGGGGUCCAAAAAUUAGGAUUCUAGAAAUAAAAAAACACUAACAUCAUAAGAGCGAAUUUAAUCACAUAGUCAUAUAUAUACUGAAUAGACUAAUAAAAUAAUUAUUAAAUAACUUCACCCAGUAUGGGCAUUUUCAGUGACUUUAAAAUUUAGCGAGAAAGUUAAAUUAAAAUAAUAUCUAUCUAAACCCAGGGUGGGAAAUCCUAUGACCAGGUAUCAACCUGGUUGAUCCACCCUCCCUAUCACCUAUAGCUAGGUGAGUAUCACAAGGUAACUAUGCCUGGAAAGUCUUGAGAUAGUAUCUGGAGUACUAAAGUUGUCACAAUAAAUAGAGAGAAUCUCAGAGAAUGACUACGGCGUCUACGGUUGACAGUGUGAACCAAGUCUAGCUAGAUAUGGGAAAGUGUGUUCAUCCUGUAUUGUUGUGAAGUUGGGGAAAGGUAUCUGGUAUUCAGAGAUCUGAGUAUGUGACAUUCAAAGGGUAGAAAGGAUACACGUUGUGAUUUUUUGUAAUUAGUGAAAUUCAUGCAUCAUAGAAUUGUGUGAGUCAGUAUGAAGACUCUUGAAAUUAUUUUUUUAGACAGAAAAACAUGCAUUGCCCAUUGAAUUAUGGAUGACUUAUGUUUCUUCUGAUGGAUUUCCACAACUAUGGAAAUGUUAAAACGGUAAAUUCAGAGAGAGCGGCCCGCGUCUAUUUCCAUGCGUGCACUUUUACGUCUAAAUGGAUCCCUAUGCCUAACCUGAACCCUAAAUCGAUCCCUAUGCCUAACCCGAACCCUAAAUCUAUCCCUAUGCCUAACCUUAACAAAGUCGACGUGGGCCGCUAAAUCUGAAACAGCCGUUAUAACAAAAUUGUGACCAUGUUUUUAAAAGCACCCAGAAUCAGUGAAGCUCGAUACUCUGUAAUGACCAUUUUGACUGGUGAACUUUAAAAAAUCUGAGGGCAGGUGCUACUGGUAACUACCUCAAGUUAAGAAAAUUGCAUGUACGAUUCAAAGCAGAAUAUAUCAUUAACUCAUUCCCUCCGGCAGCGCUGCUGAGAAAAGGGAAGCAACUCAGUUUUGAAAUUGAUUUAUAUUUUUAAAAUAUUUUUUUAAGUUGCUAAAUAUUCUUUAAUGUUAAUGAAUUAAGAACAAAUUCAACAAAAAAUGAAUAAGGUUUAAUAUAAAUAUAACAUUAGCGGGGAAAAAUAAAGUACAAUGGCCAAAAAAAUCGAUUUUCGGCACCUCGGACGAACACAUGCUACAUAUAGACGCGCCGUACUAAAGCACACAUAGUUUUAAAGUGAAACAAGAAAAAAACUUCCGGUUUCUAAAUUAAAAUCAUGCAGAAAUCACGCCAUAGCCGGAAGUCUCGAGGCACGCAAGAUUUCAUUGCUAUUUUUAACUAAAAAUAAGAGAGGUGUGUCGCUAUGCGCCGGGACGCAUUUGGACGCAUCAGGAGAAACCCCCCGAGGACUCAUUUAGUCGCAACCGUCGGGAAUGAGUUAAGGAAUGCUCCAGUUUUUAUUAGCUUUAUUUAUAUUCUUGAUAAACCGAUAAUGAUAUUGGAAAUAUAUUACUCAUUAUGCAAUAUUUAAGAAGUAUUAAUAAUAUGAAUAAUUUACAUUUGAGAUGUGGCCAGAAAAAAUUUCAGUGAUAUAUGUGGGAAAUGGACCUUUAAAUUAAAAAUUAUUCUCAACUAAUUUGCUACUGUUGUGAAAAAUCAUGUGUGGCUAAUUUAAAUUUAGGUAAUUUUUCCAACAUACAGGUCUAUGUAUAAAUUUAGGUGCAGUUUACUUUCUUACUAAAAUAUUUUGAUAAGUAAUAUACCAUUUUAUUGAUUUUAUUUAAUUUAACUCUUUACAUUCCUUGAAUUUUUCUUUUUUUUUUUUAUUUACAUUUUUCUUUAUCUUACAAAAGACUCAUUCACUUCUAGAAUCCAUGUCUAAGUGCAUUUUGUUUCUUUCAAUUGUGGUUACUAAACAUAUAAAUCAAGACUUAGAAUUAGAAGGUGUGAGGAAAAUAAUUCACACUUUUUUUUUUAAUGAAAAUGUGUAAUCAAAUGUUUUGGUGAUCAGAGGCAAGGAUGGAAAAAGAAAAAAAAAAGAACUAUUUAUUCAGAAAGAAAGUUUGUUUAUGUCAUAUGAAGAAAGCAAUUUAUGAAAUUUUGUCAAUUUAUAGAUUUUGUAAAAUGUGGCAAAAAAGGGAAAUAAUUUUUUUUUUUUUAAAAUUCACCAAUCUCUACAAAGUAUUCACAAGAAUUGUAGGUUAUUAUUAUUUUUACCUUUUUAAAUUUAUUUGCGCACAACAGAACAUAUCAGUGGAUAAUUUAAACUUGAUUGUAGGCCUGCUCAGCCUACUAUUUUUUUUUUCCAUUCCUAAUUGAUGGCUUACUUACCAAUUUCUUUUUAAAUCUGUUAGUUUAAAAGUUAUUGGAUGUAUUCUAUUGUAUUUAUGUAAAUACAUUUAAGGUACUCAGUUUUAGCAAUCCACCUAAUGCUCAAAUAAAUUCCUCAGUGAAAUCAUUUUGGAGUUGCCUAUCUAGCAGCUUUAGUUCAUCUAGGUAGGAUUUUCUUUUCAACACUCCUGAAGGAUUAUAGCAGACAAUAUCAACAAAAUGAAAAAGGGCUUAUCCACUACUGUUUUGUUUUCUUAAGGGUGAUGUUUCAAAUUUUUCAACUGGUCAACACCAUGCAUCAAUGAACUGUAUGAUUUGACAAUACUUGGUUGUCUCACCUGUAAUCACUGAAAUACACCAACAGUUUUGGUACUGGCUUUCUGCCUAGGAGAAACUAAAGAGUGUGAACUGGUGGGUUUUCAUCUCAUACAUCAUACGAGGUUCACCUGUCUAUUUAAAAAUCCACCACUGCGAUUAUAACUUUGAGCAUUAUUAAGUCUUCACUCUAAUUUUUUGCCUCGUUACGAUGCAUGGUCGGAUUAAGGCAUUUGAAACUCUGGGUCAAAUCAGCAUAGGAUUACAUAGCUGUCUAAGCAGCGUCCAUAGAUAGUGAUUGAAUGAAGUACCCCCUGGCUGGGCUCCUUGAGCCCCUUCGGCUAAAAGAAUUGAAUAUGUAGUACGAUUACAAUAACAAAGAAGACAAAAUAAAGUGUGAAAAAAAAUUCCCCUUCAAUAUUUGCAAUUAUUUAAAAAAAAAAAAAAUAAGGCCAGAAUUGAAAAACUGCUUCUUAAGCCAUUUGGCGCCACAACUCACUUGAUGCUCCCGGGCAGCAGUGUAUAGUAUAUUUAAUUUUACAUAGCUGUCUAAGCAGCGUCCAUAGAUAGUGAUUGAAUGAAGUACCCCCUGGCUGGGCUCCUUGAGCCCCUUCGGAUAAAAGAAUUGAAUAUGUAGUACGAUUACAAUAACAAAGAAGACAAAAUAAAGUGUGAAAAAAAAUUCCCCUUCAAUAUUUGCAAUUAUUUAAAAAAAAAAAAAAAAUAAGGCCAGAAUUGAAAAACUGCUUCUUAAGCCAUUUGGCGCCACAACUCACUUGAUGCUCCCGGGCAGCAGUGUAUAGUAUAUUUAAUUUUUUUGGGGUCAAUGGCGCAGUUACAACACAUGGGAACCUUUAAAAAAAAUUAUUUACUAAUGAAGUUCACAAAAAUUAAACAGCUGAGUAGUUUUUCAAUAUUUUAUAUGAAUGUAACGAUGUAACAUUACUAUUUAGUGACAAAUAAAAAAAAUAAAAAAAUAAUAGCUUAUCUUUGUUGCUUUUCAAUUAAGUGUAGAUUGAUACCAAACUAAAUUCAGGUAAACACCAAAAUGAAUCCUUUUAUAUUGAAUUGUUGAAUUGUUUCUGGGGAGGGGCCCAAUGUUCCCUGCCCCUACUUACGUUCUAGGGGAAAUUAAGAGCUUGUGCUAGGGACAGCACUAUGUUAAUGUUAGUUAUUGACAGGUUUCACUGUGCCCAAUAGCACUAUAGAUAUUUAUAUGUAGUGUUUUGGGGGACGGGGCAACAACUUAAAUUUGCACCGGAUGGCACAAUGUAGCAUUACAACCCUGCAGGCCCUAAUCCAAAUGUACCUUUGGCUACUUGUUCAUCAAAAUAUUUAAAAUGAAGAAAUAUUUCUUUAUGAGUUUCUUGUGCUAGUUUUAAUUAUUCUGUACUACUGUAAUAGUCACGUGAUUGUUUCACCCUUAACUCAAUGUCUGCCAUCAGUUUGGAUGUUUUAAAAAACAUGCAGAGUUUGGGAAUGAUAUCACACAAUCAUGCAUUGCUUUACCGAGUGUCAUCACUACUUCCUGGAUAUUCAUCAGCCGCUAACAUCAAAUAUUCCCCUGAUCUUUGUCUGAUUCAAAAUGUUCUUUUGAUUAAAUUCGCCUGAUUAUUAUAAGGUGAACCCCUUACACACUUUACAUCAGACUGAUUUGGAACCUUCAUUAGACUGUCUCAGUAGAAUAUACUACUCUUGACCUAUUGGCCAAUGAUCUCCCCUUAAUUAAGCUGGCUAUAAUAUACUACAAGACCUAGUGACCAAUCAUCUCCCCUUAAUUAAGCUGGCUGAGUCCUGGAUUGAAAUUCACUAAGGGAAUACAUUAAGUCCUUCUUGGCAAAAUCUUUGAGUUUUAUUUCAGUUUAUAACCUAUUUUUAAAUGUUUUACAUCACAGACCUUGAUGAUACGUACAGAUGUACAGAUGAAUUGUAAAGGUCGGCAUGUAUGCCUACGCCUGAUUUGCUUUAUUGAUAGUUUUAUAAGCAAUUGAUAGUCCUAAUUUGGCAUGUGGAACUAAUGCUCAGAAUUGUGUCUUAUCGCAUAUAAUAAUUGGUUGUAUGGUUUAAUAUGAUCAAAGUAUGUCAUUGUUGAAACACAUCACCUUGUUACCAUUUGUUGGGUAAUUGGUCUCAGGAAACUCUUGUUGGUGCCAUGGUCAAAGAUUUACUUGUUAUGAAAGGGGUUAGUUGACGUGUUAUGAAAGGGGUCAGUUGACGUGUUAUGAAAGGGGUCAGUUGACGUGUUAUGAAAGGGGUCAGUUGACUUGUUAUGAAAGUGGUCAGUUGACUUGUUAUGAAAGGGGUCAGUUGACGUGUUAUGAAAGGGGUCAGUUGGCGUGUUAUGAAAGGGGUCAGUUAACGUGUUAUGAAAGGGGUCAGUUGACUUGUUAUGAAAGGGGUCAGUAGCAGACCUGUUAACCCAAUCUACCAUGAGGAUGGCUUUAUACAACAAUGACUAAUUGAAUACAAACUAACACUGUAGUAUCUGUACUUUGACUUUGUUUGUUACUACUAUCGAGUGUGGGUUCAAGUGCACAAGAACUUGCCCGACGUGCCACGCGUGCUAGCCGACGAGAGAUCAAGUGAAGGUCGCUCUUGUAACCCCUGCGUCUGUCUACCUGGUUUAUUGUUGACAUAAUAUUAUGUUAGGAAACCAUUUCUCGAUGGCGGGAGUUUUUUUAAAAGAAAAGAUGGCGGAUAGAGUGAGCGUGUGUGUGUGUGCCGUUUGCGUUUGACAGCAAAACAAAUGUUCACCGAGUUUCUCCCUUGCCAGAGUCAGCUCCCCUCGUACAUAAUGACAAAACUAACAACUCCAAUGUUAGCACAUUGCGUCUGUCUGAUACAUCAUAACAACUCUGUGGAAGCACAUUGUGUCUGUCUGAUACAUCAUAACAACUCCAUGGAAGCACAUUGUGUCUGUCUGAUACAUCAUAACAACUCCGUGGAAGCACAUUGUGUCCGUCCUGUCUGAUACAUCCAUCAUCAGAAGAAAGAUGUCUGAUACAUCCAUCGUCAAAAGACACAUUUCUGUAUGAUACAUCCAACAUCAGAAGACAUAUGUCUGUGUUGACCUUUUCUUUGGCAAAGCUAUGGUACGACAUUUGGGUUUUAUUUGAAGUCAAUAAGAGUGACAGCGUUGUUGACCUAGUGCCACUACCAGGGAUGACAGCGUUGUUGACCUAGUGCCACUACCAGGGAUGACAGCGUUGUUGACCUAGUGCCACUACCAGGGAUGACAGCGUUGUUUCCCUAGUGCCACUACCAGGGAUGACAGCGUUGUUGACCUAGUGCCACUACCAGGGAUGACAGCGUUGUUGACCUAGUGCCACUAUCAGGGAUGACAUCGUUGUUGCCCAAGUGCCCCUACCAGGGAUGACAUCGUUGCCCAAGUGCCACUACCAGGGAUGACAUCGUUGUUGCCCAAGUGCCACUACUAGGGAUGGCUGCGUUGUUACCCAAGUGCCAAUAUCAGGGAUGACAUCGUUGUUGCCCAAGUGCCACUAUCAGGGAUGGCUGCGUUAUUGACCUAGUGCCACUACCAGGGAUGGCUGCGUUGUUGACCUAGUGCCACUACCAGGGAUGACAUCAUUGUUGCCCAAGUGCCACUAUCAGGGAUGACAUCGUUGUUGCCCAAGUGCCACUGCCAGGGAUGACGUCGUUGUUGCCCAAGUGCCACUAUCAGGGAUGACUGCGUUGUUGCCCAAGUGCUACUAUCAGGGAUGACAUCGUUGUUACCCUAGUGCCACUAUCAGGGAUGACUGCGUUGUUGCCCAAGUGCUACUAUCAGGGAUGACAUCGUUGUUACCCUAGUGCCACUAUCAGGGAUGACAUCGUUGUUACCCUAGUGCCACUAUCAGGGAUGACAUCGUUGUUACCCUAGUGCCACUACCAGGGAUGACAUCGUUGUUGCCCAAGUGCCACUAGUAUGGAUGACUGCGUUGAUUUCUAUUAUCAUAAUUAGUAUGGUGCCACUGACGGAUAUGAGGCAUGAGGUAGGUAGUGGCAGCCUCACGUUGAUGAUUCUAUAUACACAGCCAUUGAGGAGGCAGUUGCUAGGGAACCGUUUCGUCCCAGCUACUUCUUGAACUAUUUGCGAGUAAGAAAACCCACUAGAAUACCCUUUUAGAUGGCGCUCGACGCUUCCCUGGGAUGGGCGGGGGGGGGGGGUAUUAAGACGGAAAUAUAUCAUCCCGAGCCCUGGGAAAGUCGAUUGCUGAUUUAAUGAGUCCAGCAUCAUUGACCGACCGGAUGUCCUAAGGUUGAGAUGGCCCCCGUAAAGCUAGUCAGUCGAGUGAAGUUACAGGCGGGGCUGUCCUAGCUGGAGGUGUUCUCUAACGUGAAGCUUUGCGGCCCGAUAGUUAGAGGACUCUUCGGGUUUGGGUGGAGGCUGCUUUGGGGAGGGCAUUAAGAGCUUUUUAGCUCGACGGCUUGCUGACGUCAUUUCCUAAUGUACAUAUCUUAUGACUUAUCUAGAGGGUUAAACCUAGUGACUCUUCUCUUUAUAACUGUUAUUAUACUUCCUGGCAGUUCACACUACCCAAUGCCGCGUGGUGGCGGCAGUUGUACACCACAUGCCAACACGUGUGGAGUAAGGGGGGAGGGAUGUCUUUUCGAAAUAACCUCUAAGACAAAAGAAAGCUUGUGGAAAGUGUUCAGGACGUCACGUGUCAUUUCUGGUGACCGAGAUGAAGGUCACAUGAUCCCUGCGUGAGACGAUUAUGUUUGAUGUUGCACAGACAUGCAGCCACAGAUAUAGCUCACGUCUGACGUCAGUAUACUAAUCUGACCUUACUUUGGGUAGGUGGUGUGUGUGUGUGUGGGGGGGGGGGCGGGGGGCAGGAAAGUCAAAUCUACUCCAUCUCGCGGAGCCUUGGAGCAAGGUGUUUUUUUUCCCUUCUCUCCGUGCGUCACUGUCUGACGUCAGUAUACUAAUCUGACCUUACUUUGGGUAGGUGGUGUGUGUGUGUGUGGGGGGGGGGGCGGGGGGCAUGAAAGUCAAAUCUACUCCAUCUCGCGGAGACUUGGAGCAAGGUGUUUUUUUUCCCUUCUCUCCGUGCGUCACUGGGGUUACUCUGUCCGCUAAGGAGUUCUAUUGGUUGGUUUAUUCUGUCUGUUAAAGGGAUCUGGUUUUGUUGCCAAGAGCAGUUGGCUAAAAUAGAGGUUCUCAAAACACGUCUCACUUAUCCCGUAAAAAAUUAUAAUCUAAUUAUCGUGCACGUGUAUCAUAUAAUCAUAUUGUCGUAUCACAGCUAAAUGCUGAAGUCUUCCCACCUUAUUUUAUUGAUCAGACUUUGAAAUCUAAAACUAAAAGAUCCUAAGAAACUAUGAUUGUCAAAACGUUGUUCUGAGGCAAUACACGGAUGCACUUGUUUUAGGACAAGAGCUGGCAAAUACGACCUACGUCUACUGUAGACUGACGGACUGUAACAUCACCUCUCAUGACGGACAUCCUGUAGUAACAUCACCUCUCCUGCCGGACAUCCUGUAAUAACAUCACCUCUCCUACAGCGUUUUUAGUUAAAUGGUGUAUUCCACUAUUUCAUUCAAAAAUGGUCUGCAGCCUUUUGGUAUUAAUAGUUCCAAAGUAAGACCUGGGGAGGUUGGGGGGGGGGUGAAAUUCAUGCAAAAAUAUACUGUUUUUCUUUUAUAAUAUAAUUACAAUCUAGAACAAACAUCUAUAAUAGUUAUGGUGGGUCUACUGAAGCCAAUUAUCACCUAAAUAUUAGUAAUAAUGCUAUAAAAUAGCAAAACAUGUUUCGUGGUUAUCGUCAUACUAAUGCUUUGUGUUUUCAUAAAUAGCUGGCAAGAUAUCCCUGUAUUAAUAUUUAGCCAAGUACUAACACACUAGUCUUUCCAUGCUGGUGACGUAAUUAUUUCCUUUGGAGACCAACCUCCCUCAUCCCCCUUGUUUGGGAUAAUUAAAAUUGUGUUUACCGGGUCUCUUACAAUAGUUCUUUUGAAGGAGAAUCGCAAAAGACUUCUCAAAUUGUUCGCCAAAAUCACAAAAGUAAACAGGUCUGCAGUAGGCCUACUACAUAAUUAUAAUACAAAACAGUGCUACAUGCCCACACUUGCUAUUUCGCCCGCAACAAUGUUUAUAAGCAUGAUCAUGAUGAAUUUCAAGAAAUGAAUACAUUAAAAAAGCCUACGUUUCCUUUAUUUUUUAAAAUAAAAAUUUAAAAAAAAAAUUAAAAAAAAAAAGGUGGGAAAUAUUACCAUUCCCAAGGAUUAUUCAAUAUUAUUCACCUUUGCCUGUUAGUAGGCAGAGUAUUAGUAGUAGUCAUAUCAAAUACGAGGACAGCAAGACGUCGAGCAAUUAUGACUAUCGGAUUGUCGGCCUAGAGACAGACAGUCUGACCUCUGGUUGAUGACCGAAAACCCCUGUCACUUUCAGCCAGAUGGCCGAAAGUCUCCAUCACUUACGGCCGAAACAGAAAUUAAAUCGAAAGUUAACUUUUCAGUUUCGGCCGAAACCGAAAUUAGCCCGAAAGUGAUCAAAUGGCCACUUUCGGCACCGAAGCCGAAAUUCGGUCGGUCUCUAUUAUUUGUUAUGAGCUCAAUGUAUGACCGCCGGCACGCAUGGAAUAAAGGCACUCACGAGUUAGUGAAACCGUUGUGACACAAGAAAUAAAGGCACUAUAUGAGUAGUUAGGUAACGAGUUUGUGAACCGUUGGAACACAAAAAAUAAAGGCACUAUAUGAGUAGUUAGAUAAUGAGUUUGUGAACCGUUGGGACACAAGAAAUAAAGGCACUAUAUGAGUAGUUAGGUAAUGAGUUUGUGAACCGUUGGAAUCGAAAACUCGGUGACUCGUCUACUUUUUUGUUUAUGGUGAGUUUCACAAUGAUAUUGUCUGCAAGUGCUACUGUGAUAUUGUGUUCACAAUGAUAUUGUCUGCAAGUGCUACUGUAAUAUUUUGUUCACAAUGAUAUUGUCUGCAAGUGCUACUGUGAUAUUGUGUUCACAAUGAUAUUGUCUGCAAGUGCUACUGUAAUAUUUUGUUCACAAUGAUAUUGUCUGCAAGUGCUACUGUAAUAUUGUGUUCACAAUGAUAACAUGGCCUGCAAGUGUUACGGGAUAUUAGAAUAGCUGAGUUACUGCGUAAGUUAACAUACUUUGGGUGGCUUGAAGUGUUGAGUAAAUGUGUAAGUUAACAUUUUCCAGGAUAUUACACCAACACAGCCAUUGUGUAGUUGAAGUACUAGAUUGUACACCCAUCACUUGUUUAGUUCACUGUCUAGGUUGUACACCCGACAUAUGUUUUGUUAACAGUCUACAUUGUACACCAACAUAUAUUUAGUUAACAGGCUACAUUGUACACCAACAUAUGUUUAGUUGACAGUCCACACUGUACACCAACAUAUGUUUAGUUGAUUGUCUAGAUUGUACACCAACAUAUUUUUAGUUGAUUGUCUAGAUUGUAUUGUACACCGACACUUCUUACGUAGACUGUGUACGUGGUACGUACCUCAUACUUUUCUAAUUGUGUAAUGACCUUCUCUCAAAGACAAGUUCGACGAUCAAAUCACCAUGCUAACCUACCCCCCUCCCCCCCACCCUUCUUAGUCCAACCAUUCCCCCUUUACAUCCCUCCCUUACUCUACUCCCAAUAGUUCCUACGCGUGCCCUCCCUUCCUCUCCCCCACACCUGGGACACCCCUCGCCCUCAUCUGACUAUGGCCAGAGAUCAAUACAUGCUAUUUAACAGGAGCCCCCCAAUUGACAAUGGACAUAGCGAGACACUGAAUCAGCAUUGCUAAUGGUGGCAAAGAUAGUUGGUCUACAAUGGAUAGGGCAUACAAUAGAAAAAUAGUGACACAUUAUUAGUACACUAGGAAGUUUGGGAGAGCGGACCGCAGGACCGUGGCGGGGCAGUGCAGAACCGUGCCGUGGCAGCGCAGGACCUUGCCGAGGCUUCGCAGGACCGUGAUUUGACCCUCAUGACAAUCCUUGGUCAGAGCUAAGUGGUUCACUAAUUGUCUGCCCCGUCUAUCCUCGUGACUUGACCGUCAUGGCAAUCCUUGGUCAGAGCUAAGUGGUUCACUAAUUGUCUGCCCCGUCUAUCCUCGUGACUUGACCCUCAUGACAAUCCUUGGUCAGAGCUAAGUGGUUCACUAAUUGCCUGCCCCGUCUCUCCUCGUGACUUGACCCUCAUGACAAUCCUUGGUCAGAGCUAAGUGGUUCACUAAUUGUCUGCCUCGUCGCUCCUCGUGACGGGACAUGCGACCAUGAAGGUAUCAGAAGGUCUCCUCGUGACGGGACAUGUGACCAUGAAGGUAUCAGAAGGUCUCCUCGUGAUGGGACAUUUGACCAUGAAGGUAACAGAAGGUCUCUUCGUAACGGGACAUGUGACCAUGAAGGUAACAGAAGGUCUCCUCGUAACGGGACAUGUGACCAUGAAGGUAACAGAAGGUCUCCACUUGACGGGACAUGUGACCAUGAAGGUAACAGAAGGUCUCCUCGUGACGGGACAUGUGACCAUGAAGGUAACAGAAGGUCUUGUCGUUCGUGCAGCACGUAUUGGUCGGCCGUACACUACAAACAUUUUGACUGGUCUGUAAAGGUCCAAUGAUGUGGUGUAAUACUAAUUGACUGGUCUAUGUCCUGUGCAGUGGUUCUCAAACCUUUUCACUGAUCUGUCUAGGACCAGCGCAGUGGAUCUAAAAAAAUUUUAUGAUUCCCGCAUACACAGUGAGUGCUCUGUGCACUGCUAGUAGGCACUAUUCAUUGUAGUUGUUUGGUUCUAUGACUUUCUAGUGUAGAUGAUCGCCCUACACUGCUAGGAGGCACUAUUCAUUAUAGUUGUUUGGUUCUAAGACUUUGUUCAAAGCCACAGUACAGUGGACACACGUAAUUUUCAUGACAGAUAUCUUGGUCUUGUUUAAAACGAUAGUACAGUGUACAUAUUUAGUUUACAUAAAAGAUAUCUUGGUCUUGUUCAAAACCAUAGUACAGUGUACAUAUUUAGUUAACAUAAAAGAUAUCUUGGUCUUGUUCAAAACCAUAGUACAGUGUACAUAUUUAGUUUACAUAAAAGAUAUCUUGGUCUUGUUUAAAACCAUAGUACAGUGUACAUAUUUAGUUUACAUAAAAGAUAUAUUGGGCUUGUUUAAAACGAUAGUACAGUGUACGUAUUUAGUUUACAUAACAGAUAUCUUGGUCUUGUUUAAAACGAUAGUACAGUGUACAUAUUUAGUUUACAUAACAGAUAUCUUGGCCUUGUUUAAAACGAUAGUACAGUGUACAUAUUUAGUUUACAUAAAAGAUAUCUUGGUCUUGUUUAAAACGAUAGUACAGUGUACAUAUUUAGUUUACAUAACAUAUAUCUUGGUCUUGUUCAAAACGAUAGUACAGUGUACAUAUUUAGUUUACAUAACAGAUAUCUUGGUCUUGUUUAAAACGAUAGUACAGUGUACAUAUUUAGUUUACAUAACAGAUAUCUUGGUCUUGUUUAAAACGAUAGUACUAACGAUAGUACAGUGUACAUAUUUAGUUUACAUAACAGAUAUCUUGGUCUUGUUUAAAACGAUAGUACAGUGUACAUAUUUAGUUUACAUAACAGAUAUCUUGGUCUUGUUUAAAACGAUAGUACAGAGUACAUAUUUAGUUUACAUAACAGAUAUCUUGGUCUUGUUUAAAACGAUAGUACAGUGUACAUAUUUAGUUUACAUAACAGAUAUCUUGGUCUUGUUUAAAACGAUAGUACAGUGUACAUAUUUAGUUUACAUAACAGAUAUCUUGGUCUUGUUUAAAACGAUAGUACAGAGUACAUAUUUAGUUUACAUAACAGAUGUCUUGUUCAAAGCGAUAGUACAGUGUACAUAUUUAGUUUACAUAACAGAUUUCUUGUUCAAAACCAUAGUACAGUGUACAUAUUUAGUUUACAUAAAAGAUGUCUUGUUCAAAGCGAUAGUACAGUGUACAUAUUUAGUUUACAUAACAUAUAUCUUGUUCAAAACCAUGGUACAGAGUACAGAUGUGGUUUUCAUGACUGAUAUCUUGUUCAAAACCAUGGUACAGAGUACAGAUGUGGUUUUCUUGACAGAUAUCUUGUUCAAAACCAUGGUACAGAGUACAGAUGUGGUUUUCAUGACUGAUAUCUUGUUCAAAACCAUGGUACAGAGUACAGAUGUGGUUUUCAUGACAGAUAUCUUGUUCAAAACCAUGGUACAGAGUACAGGUGUGGUUUUCUUGACAGAUAUCUUGUUCAAAACCAUGGUACAGAGUACAGAUGUGGUUUUCAUGACUGAUAUCUUGUUCAAAACCAUAGUACAGAGUACAGAUGUGGUUUUCAUGACUGAUAUCUUUUUCAAAACCAUGGUACAGAGUACAGAUGUGGUUUUCUUGACAGAUAUCUUGUUCAAAACCAUGGUACAGAGUAGGGGUGUGCCGGACCCCGAUCCGGAAUCCGGUUCCGCCGGAUUUUGCACUAUCCGGUGAAAUCCGGUUCCGCCGGAUUUACAUGUAUCCGGAACAACCGGAUUCCGGAAUCCGGAAUAUACCGGAUUUCGGAAUUUGCCAGAUUUUGUGACUCACCGGAUCAUAAUCUGAAAUAAAAGUAAUUCUCUUUCCCGAAUUCCACACGAUCACGAUACAUUAAUCGAUUGUUUCGAGCGUUGAGCUUGUUUAAUGUUUAAUAUUCCGUACAUACCAGAGGCUAGAGUCAGCACCGCUAAUAGUGGCCAAUAGUGUAGGGACUUUGAUAAGAAAAUUUAAACUUUUUGUAAAAAUAAACCAAUGGCAUAGUUGAAAAGAUGUAAUUUUUUAAAGAAUUAUAACACCAAAAUCAUAUUUUUAGCUGUUGUAGUUUUAAAGUUAUGAAUUUUUAAAGUACGACUUGGUUUGUCAUUUUUUAACAUGGACUGCAUCUCCACAUUCUGUGAUCUCAUUCCACCAAUCCCGUCAUGCGCAAUGACUAUAUAGUUUAUAUAAGGCAACGCAUUCCCUGCCUUAUCACUAAAAUACUGUUUAGACUUAGUUUAAACUUUCAACUUUGGCACAUGAAUAAUUAAUUAAAGCUUUCCCUGACCAAUGGUUUAAUAGUUUUUGCACACGGCAAACUCUUAUGAAUGAAACUCUGAGGUAGUACUACGAUACAGUUAUGCAAGUGGCUGUGAAUGGUUGCCAAUGACAACGUGUUGCACACGGUAAAUUCUGAUCAUUUAUAAUAUGGAUUCUACCGGGUUGUUAAAGCUCAAAUUAAAACAUUCCAGUUUAAAUGUCUUUAAAUGCAUUCUGAAACACAAGUUAUCAAUUAUUUUGAUGUAAAUAGUGAUAAUAAAUUAAUAUUUCCUAAGUAUCGUCAACUUCCGCCAUUAAAAAGGGGGCGUGGCCAACCCCAUGGCGAAAUUAGGUUGAGCGAGCUGCAUAACCUGCUGCGAACGCGUAGAAACAUGGCGUCUCUCGUAAGACACUUAUCCAAAUGGAACGGAACUCAAAUAUAUAUCGAAAGUACUAAUUUAAUAAUAAAUAGACACACACAUCGGAAAAUUAAAAACUCGGAUUUUUUGGCGCCGAUUGCAAAUUCCCAUACACAAAAAGUAGUAGUCCACCUUGACUUACCGAAGUAUCUACCAAUAGUACCAAAAUCCGGAAUCCGGGAGAAACCGGAAUCCGGAUCCGGCGGAUUUCGCAUAAGAAAAUCCGGAUCCGGAUCCGGUUGGAAAAAACGGAUCCGGCACACCCCUAGUACAGAGUACAGAUGUGGUUUUCAUGACUGAUAUCUUGUUCAAAACCAUGGUACAGAGUACAGAUGUGGUUUUCUUGACAGAUAUCUUGUUCAAAACCAUGGUACAGAGUACAGAUGUGGUUUUCAUGACUGAUAUCUUGUUCAAAACCAUGGUACAGAGUACAGAUGUGGUUUUCAUGACAGAUAUCUUGUUCAAAACCAUGGUACAGAGUACAGGUGUGGUUUUCUUGACAGAUAUCUUGUUCAAAACCAUGGUACAGAGUACAGAUGUGGUUUUCAUGACUGAUAUCUUGUUCAAAACCAUAGUACAGAGUACAGAUGUGGUUUUCAUGACUGAUAUCUUUUUCAAAACCAUGGUACAGAGUACAGAUGUGGUUUUCUUGACAGAUAUCUUGUUCAAAACCAUGGUACUGAGUACAGAUGUGGUUUUCAUGACUGAUAUCUUGUUCAAAACCAUAGUACAGAGUACAGAUGUGGUUUUCAUGACUGAUAUCUUUUUCAAAACCAUGGUACAGAGUACAGAUGUGGUUUUCUUGACAGAUAUCUUGUUCAAAACCAUGGUACUGAGUACAGAUGUGGUUUUCAUGACAGAUAUCUUGUUCAAAACCAUGGUACAGAGUACAGAUGUGGUUUUCAUGACUGAUAUCUUGUUCAAAACCAUGGUACAGAGUACAGAUGUGGUUUUCUUGACAGAUAUCUUGUUCAAAACCAUGGUACAGAGUACAGAUGUGGUUUUCAUGACAGAUAUCUUGUUCAAAACCAUGGUACAGAGUACAGAUGUAGUUUUCAUGACAGAUAUCUUGUUCAAAACCAUGGUACAGUGCACAGACGUAGUUUUCAGGAAGCCUCAGUGACUUACGGUAGACGUAGUCUUCGGGAAGCCUCAGUGACUUACGGUAGACGUAGUUUUCAGGAAGCCUCAGUGACUUACGGUAGACGUAGUUUUCAGGAAGCCUCAGUGACUUACGGUAGACGUAGUCUUCAGGAAGCCUCAGUGACUUACUGUAGACGUAGUUUUCAGGAAGCCUUAGUGACUUACGGUAGACGUAGUUUUUAGGAAGCCUCAGUGACUUACUGUAGACGUAGUUUUUCAGGAAGCCUCAGUGACUUACUGUAGACGUAGUUUUCAGGAAGCCUCAGUGACUUACGGUAGACGUAGUUUUCAGGAAGCAUCAGUGACUUACGGUAGACGUAGUUUUCAGGAAGCCUCAGUGCCUUACUGUAGACGUAGUUUUCAGGAAGCCUCAGUGACUUACUGUAGACGUAGUUUUCAGGAAGCCUCAGUGACUUACUGUAGACGUAGUUUUCAGGAAGCCUCAGUGACUUACGGUAGACGUAGUUUUCAGGAAGCCUCAGUGACUUACUGUAGACGUAGUUUUCAGGAAGCCUCAGUGACUUACGGUAGACGUAGUCUUCCUUAUAUUUGUGUUGCUUCCUAUCAUUCAGACGUAAAUAAUUCCAUGUGUCUAGGAGUGAUUUUCCUGCGUCUAUUUAUAGCCGUAAACACGUCUAGAGCCAUCUGACCUAGUUUACCAUGUAGCGGAUUUGUUUCUAUCGAUUUUCGAUACACGUAUGGUCAAUGGCUUUGCUAUUUUUAGAAUGCACUAUUUUCUUGUUGAACCUUUCUUCCAAGGUUGUUAUUAAGCUACUGACGUCUUAUGGAAAGUGUGUGUUGGUGGGCAGUUGCUAGACUUGAUGUGGCUUUAUAUACUUGAUGCUUCUAUGUCUCUAGUUAACUAUAGUGAUCUAGUUGAAUGAGGCAACGUGCCUCACCUGUCUCAGAAUUUCUUUUUCCUAUGUACCCCCCCCAACCCGCUUACAAUCCCUAACAUCUUGGUGACACCCCAACCCCAAACAGAAGCUGGUAUCUUAGUGGCACCCCAACCCUAAAAAUGACCCUUACUUCUAAGUGACACCCUAUCAGACGCUGACAUCCAGGUGGCACACCCUGCCCCUACAGACCCUGACAUCUAAGUGGCACCCUGCCCUAAACAGGCACUUAUAUCUAAGUGGCACCCUCACCACCCACAGACCCUGACAUCUAAGUGGCACCCUGCCCUAAACAGGCACUUAUAUCUAAGUGGCACCCUCACCACCCUCACCACCCACAGACCCUGACAUCUAAGUGGCCCCCUGCCCUAAACAGGCACUUAUAUGUAAGUGGCACCCCCCCCACCCACAGACCCCGACAUCCUGUUGCCAAGCCUCCCCCCCCCCCCAUGGCAACCUAACCGGUGCUAACCCGCACACCCAGGGGUUACGACUGCCCCAAAACCACAGCUCCUCUGAAACCUAGACUGGCACCAGGUAUUUAUUAUUGUUGACAUUAAAGUCAGCUGCAAGUAUUAACUGGAAGGAAAGGUCCGGUUUAAAUUGUUGUGACAGAGUAAUGCCAGCUAAAGUCAGCUGACUGAAAGAAAAGUUUUGGUUGAAGUGUUGUGAUAGUGUAAUGUCAACUAGAUGGGCAACCAUCCAUUUUUCACAUCGGUGCUGAGAUGUGUUCCUAUAAGGAUAGAAUAGAAUGACACACUGUGAUAUGUUCCUAUGAGGAUAGAAUAGAAUGACAUGCUGUGAUGUGUUCCUAUAAGGAUAGAAUAGAAUGACACUGUGAUAUGUUCCUAGGAGGAUAGAAUAGAAUGAAUGAUACACCAUGAUUUGUUCCUAUGAGGAUAGAAUAGAAUGACAUGUUGUGAUGUGUUCCUAUGAGUAUAGAAACCCAUGAGUCAAAAACUCGAUUAUUUACUUGUUUGUUUCAAUAUAUCCUGCUUGAGUCACAUCCAAUAGAUGGGGUAUUUCCACUGUACUGAUGAUGAUGUUUCCAGGAAGUACAUUGCAGUUGGGUUAGUAGCAUGUACAUCCACUUUAGACACAAUAGAUGCUUGUUGAAAAGGGGAUCUCCCACAAAUCUCAUGUCAUGAUUUAAAUGGUUGAUUUGAUCAUGCAGUUCAGCUUUCUGUGGCUAUUUAAUGCUUUUCUGAUGAGAUUUCUAUUUGGAAUAUAAUGGGGUAGCAGUGUGGUAUUAAAGUGAACUUACUGGGGUACAGUGUGUGUUGUCAGGUGAAUGUACUGGGGUAGGUAAGAGUUAUAUCUAAAUAUGACAAGCACACAGACAGUUUAUUGUUUAUUCGUUUUUGUUUUCAAUUUACAUUUCAAGUUGUGUGUGCAUUUAUUUUAUGAAAUUUUUAAAUGUUUUUUUUUCCCCCUCAGGUUGGGUUGGGGGAGGGUGAGGAGCUUAUUACAGUGUCGAAACAAUCUCUUUAUUUCAGAUAGUGCUCUGUCGUCUUCUCUCUUAGCCAGCCUAGAUGAGGCAUCUGUCGAAACAAUCUCUUUAUUUCAGAUAGUGCUCUGUCGUCUUCUCUCUUAGCCAGCCUAGAUGAGGCAUCUGUCGAAACAAUCUCUUUAUUUCAGAUAGUGCUCUGUCGUCUUCUCUCUUAGCCAGCCUAGAUGAGGCAUCUGUCGAAACAAUCUCUUUAUUUCAGAUAGUGCUCUGUCGUCUUCUCUCUUAGCCAGCCUAGAUGAGGCAUCUGUCCAAACAAUCUCUUUAUUUCAGAUAGUGCUCUGUAGUGUUCUCUGUUAGCCAGUCUAGAUGAGGCAUCUGUCCAAACAAUCUCUUUAUUUCAGAUAGUGCUCUGUAGUGUUCUCUGUUAGCCAGUCUAGAUGAGACAUCUGUCCAAACAAUCUCUUUAUUUCAGAUAGUGCUCUGUAGUGUUCUCUGUUAGCCAGUCUAGAUGAGGCAUCUGUCCAAACAAUCUCUUUAUUUCAGAUAGUGCUCUGUCGUCUUCUCUCUUAGCCAGCCUAGAUGAGGCAUCUGUCGAAACAAUCUCUUUAUUUCAGAUAGUGCUCUGUCGUCUUCUCUCUUAGCCAGCCUAGAUGAGGCAUCUGUCGAAACAAUCUCUUUAUUUCAGAUAGUGCUCUGUCGUCUUCUGUCUUAGCCAGCCUAGAUGAGGCAUCUGUCGAAACAAUCUCUUUAUUUCAGAUAGUGCUCUGUCGUCUUCUCUCUUAGCCAGCCUAGAUGAGGCAUCUGUCGAAACAAUCUCUUUAUUUCAGAUAGUGCUCUGUCGUCUUCUCUCUUAGCCAGCCUAGAUGAGGCAUCUGUCCAAACAAUCUCUUUAUUUCAGAUAGUGCUCUGUAGUGUUCUCUGUUAGCCAGUCUAGAUGAGGCAUCUGUCCAAACAAUCUCUUUAUUUCAGAUAGUGCUCUGUAGUGUUCUCUGUUAGCCAGUCUAGAUGAGACAUCUGUCCAAACAAUCUCUUUAUUUCAGAUAGUGCUCUGUAGUGUUCUCUGUUAGCCAGUCUAGAUGAGACAUCUGUCGAAACAAUCUCUUUAUUUCAGAUAGUGCUCUGUAGUGUUCUCUGUUAGCCAGUCUAGAUGAGGCAUCUGUCCAAACAAUCUCUUUAUUUCAGAUAGUGCUCUGUCGUCUUCUCUCUUAGCCAGCCUAGAUGAGGCAUCUGUCGAAACAAUCUCUUUAUUUCAGAUAGUGCUCUGUCGUCUUCUCUCUUAGCCAGCCUAGAUGAGGCAUCUGUCGAAACAAUCUCUUUAUUUCAGAUAGUGCUCUGUCGUCUUCUCUCUUAGCCAGCCUAGAUGAGGCAUCUGUCGAAACAAUCUCUUUAUUUCAGAUAGUGCUCUGUCGUCUUCUCUCUUAGCCAGCCUAGAUGAGGCAUCUGUCCAAACAAUCUCUUUAUUUCAGAUAGUGCUCUGUCGUCUUCUCUCUUAGCCAGCCUAGAUGAGGCAUCUGUCGAAACAAUCUCUUUAUUUCAGAUAGUGCUCUGUAGUGUUCUCUGUUAGCCAGUCUAGAUGAGGCAUCUGUCCAAACAAUCUCUUUAUUUCAGAUAGUGCUCUGUAGUGUUCUCUGUUAGCCAGUCUAGAUGAGGCAUCUGUCCAAACAAUCUCUUUAUUUCAGAUAGUGCUCUGUAGUGUUCUCUGUUAGCCAGUCUAGAUGAGACAUCUGUCCAAACAAUCUCUUUAUUUCAGAUAGUGCUCUGUAGUCUUCUCUCUUAGCCAGUCUGUUUGUCAGCUUGAAUAAUGUAGAUUUACAUAAAAUCACCACAUAUUGAAUUUGACCACAAAUGACCGUUCCCCUCUUGCAUAAAUCUCAGUUCAGGUUUUAUUUGUGUUACACUUUACUGUUCGCUGAAGAUGGCUUCUUGCCGAUGCUGAAGAUAAAACUUGCCGACUUGUUCGUUGUUUUGUUGCCUCCAAUUUCCAGGUGUUCCCAUACCUUGUUUCACAUAUUUCCUUUCACCAUAAAGUAUACUUUAUGUGUAUUUGUAAGAACUUAUAAAAAUUACAGCAACUGUCAGGAAUUUUAGUAAAUUAAGAUCAUCCAAUCUCAGAAGUCUUAGCUGACAUCCAGUGUUAUUAUCAUAUAUCCAGUGUUAUUAUUAUGUAUCCAGUAUUUUUAUCAUAUAUCCAGUGUUCUUAUUAUCAUAUAUCCAGUUUUCUUAUUAUCAUAUUUCCAGUGUUCUUAUUAUCAUAUAUCCAGUGUUCUUAUUAUCAUAUAUCCAGUGUUCUUAUUAUCAUAUUCAGUGUUCUUAUAUAUUCAGUGUUCUUAUUAUAUAUCCAGUGUUCGUAUUAUUAUACAUCUAGUGACCUAAUAAUAUGCAUACCAUAUGCUAGUAGCCAUAGUAGUAAAAUAUCUCUAGUACCUGUAGCAGUAAAAGACCACCAUAGUGCAGGUCAAGGUCAUCAAGGGGAUUAACUUUGAUUGUAUGACAAGAUACAAAACUUGCAGAAAUGUGUCUUAACCCCAGUGGUAUUUGGUGGCUACAUUUUCCAUGUCCCUCUGUCUGGGCAGGUAAUGACUGUGGCAGGUAAUGACUGUGGCAGACAGAAAUGCUGUUAUGUCUGAUGGUAUAAACAUGAAAAUAUCAAGUGUUUGGUUAUUAAACAUUGGGGGGGGGGGGGGGGGGGGUCAGUGUCUAGAGGAGUGAGAGGAUGAGUGUCUAGAGGAGUGAGAGGAUGAGUGUCUAGAGGAGUGAGAGUGUGAGUGUCUAGAGGAGUGAGAGGAUGAGUGUCUAGAGGAGUGAGAGUGUGAGUGUCUAGAGGAGUGAGAGGAUGAGUGUAGAGGAGUGAGAGUGUGAGUGUCUAGAGGAGUGAGAGGAUGAGUGUCUAGAGGAGUGAGAGGAUGAGUGUCUAACAUUUGCUUAAUGAAGACUAUGGUUUUUAGGCUAUGUCAGUGUUGGGUAAGCUGGAGGACGUGGACAUUGACAUUAAUCUAAGUUUGUGGGCUAUGGACAAUGGCUCCAUUAGUGGUAAAAGUUUGAAUCAACCGAAAAGGAAAGAAUUUUAGAAAUGUUAACUUAAAGACUUGCCAAACAGGGUUAGAACUUUGAUGGUGCAAUUCCAACAAUUUUUUUUAAAGAGACCCAAAAUAUUGCAAUGUCAUUGUCCAAUGGAAUCAAGUCAACCUCAUUGGGGGUCAAACUCACAUUAUCUCUCUAUGUGCUUGGAUCACUUUUGAUCAAGAUCAACGGUUAUAUAUUUGAGGGACAGAGCACCUCAACAACUUGUCAGUUCUGUGAUGAAGUGAACAUUUCACCAAAUGUUUCUAUGCUCAUCAUAUCAGCAAGUUGUUUCUAUACCCAUCGUGUCAGCAAGUUGUUUCUAUACCCAUCGUGUCAGCAAGUUGUUCCUAUACCCAUUGUGACAGCAAGUUGUUUCUAUACUCAUCGUGUCAGCAAGUUGUUUCUAUAUCCAUCGUGUCAGCAAGUUGUUUCUAUACCCAUUGUGUCAGCAAGUUGUUCCUAUACCCAUUGUGACAGCAAGUUGUUUCUAUACCCAUCAUAUCAGGAAGUUUUUUCUAUACCCAUCAUGUCAGCAAGUUGUUCCUAUACCCAUUGUGACAGCAAGUGUUUUCUAUACUCAUCGUGUCAGCAAGUUGUUUCUAUACCCAUCGUGUCAGCAAGUUGUUUCUAUACCCAUCGUGUCAGCAAGUUGUUCCUAUACCCAUUGUGACAGCAAGUUGUUUCUAUACCCAUUGUGUCAGCAAGUGGUUCCUAUACCCAUUGUGUCAGCAAGUUGUUUCUAUACCCAUCAUAUCAGGAAGUUUUUUCUAUACCCAUCAUGUCAGCAAGUUGUUCCUAUACCCAUUGUGACAGCAAGUUGUUUCUAUACUCAUCGUGUCAGCAAGUUGUUUCUAUACCCAUCGUGUCAGCAAGUUUUUCCUAUACCCAUUGUGACAGCAAGUUGUUUCUAUACUCAUCGUGUCAGCAAGUUGUUUCUAUACCCAUUGUGUCAGCAAGUUGUUUCUUUACCCAUUGUGUCAGCAAGUUGUUUCUAUAUCCAUUGUGACAGCAAGUUGUUUAUAUACUCAUCCUCAUGCAUUUGGUUGUGUGACUGUAGAUGGUUUUGCUUUUCUAUCUGGUGGUGGAUUUAUGUGGUGGUUUUAGUACGGUGUAUCCAGUAUGGUGCAUCCAGUACAGUACAUCCAGUACUGUGCAUCCAGUACGGUGCAUCCAGUAGGGUGAAUCUAGUUAGUAGGGUGUAUCUAGACGGGUGUAUUCAGUGGGGUGUAUCCAGCAGGGCGUAUCCAGCGGGGCGUAUCGAGUAGGGCGGAUCCAGUAGGGUGUAUCUAGUAGUGUGGAUUUAGUAUGGUUUGGGAAAACAAAGAUGGGUAACGAACUAUUUAAUUGUUUUGUGAUGAUUAUGUGUGGUAGAUAAUUUAGUUGUUUUUCCUAUUGAAAAUGCUAACACCGUGAUCUUAUUACAAAGUCUGAGUGAACAGUGUGUUAGCCCGAGACUUUCUCACAUUAAAAAAUUAUUUCCGUCAGCUUCUAUGGGGGAGAGGAACUGUUGUCUCACAUACUAAGAAUCCAAGCUGACUUUUAAUUUCUCACUCCAAGCUUUUCAGUUGUAUGACUUGUCACUCAAAGCUUUUCAGUUGUAUGACUUGUCACUCCAAGCUUUUCAGUUGUAUGACUUGUCACUCCAAGCAUUUCUGUUGUAAGACUUGUCACUCCAAGCUUCAGUUGUAUGACUUGUCACUCCAAGCUUCAGUUGUAUGACUUGUCACUCCAAGCUUUUCAGUUGUAUGACUUGUCACUCCAAGCUUUUCAGUUGUAUGACUUUUCACUCCGAGCUUUUCAGUUGUAUGACUUGUCACUCCAAGCUUUUCAGUUGUAUGACUUGUCACUCCAAGCUUUUCAGUUGUAUGACUUGUCACUCCGAGCUUUUCAGUUGUAUGACUUGUCACUCCAAGCUUCAGUUGUAUGACUUGUCACUCCAAGCUUUUCAGUUGUAUGACUUUUCACUCCGAGCUUUUCAGUUGUAUGACUUGUCACUCCAAGCUUUUCAGUUGUAUGACUUUUCACUCCGAGCUUUUCAGUUGUAUGACUUGUCACUCCAAGCUUCAGUUGUAUGACUUGUCACUCCAAGCUUUUCAGUUGUAUGACUUGUCACUCCAAGCUUUUCAGUUGUAUGACUUUUCACUCCGAGCUUUUCAGUUGUAUGACUUGUCACUCCAAGCUUUUCAGUUGUAUGACUUGUCACUCCAAGCUUUUCAGUUGUAUGACUUGUCACUCCAAGCUUAUGAGUUGUGCCAAUUUCUUGUAUAUUCUUGUGAAAGUUCAAUCAUCUCAUCAAUAUUUAAGUCUUCAUUAAUAACUAAUUUUUUUAUGUAAACCUUGAAUCCCUGUAUUGCAAUCAAUAAAACUGGGUACAAUGCUAAUAAUCUGAAGUAUUCAGCCAUGUUGUUUAGUUGAAUCCAAUCUCCUGGGUAACAGCAUGGCCAGAAAUUAUCACAAACAAAUGGUGAAUUGGUUACAACAAAAGCAAAACAGGUCAAAGUUAAAGUGAUAUAUCUUUACAAUUAAAUUGUAGCAAACUGUUGCACUUGGAGUCUCAUUUCAUUGGUUUUGUUUGUUUUAUUCAGGUUGACCUGAGGUGACUCCAUCCAAUCCAGACAGGCAAGAAUCGUUUAUUGUUACCAGAUUUUUUUCAAAUCCAGACCAUUACAUUGACAGCUGUGGGAAACCCUGGGCAGAGACCUUCUCAUUGGACAUAGCCGCCAUCCGUUGCCAGGGGCACAAGACGUCUGAAGUUAUUGGAACUGUUAGAGCUUGUUCUCAAACAGGGACUACAACAUAGGAGACAUCUGAAAGUCUUACAACUGUGGGAUCUUGUUUUCAACCAAAGACUGCCAUCUUUCACUGACGAGUUUCUCCACAGGGAAGUAUUGAGGACCAAGACAACAAUUGUUUUGGGCAAAGAGGAAUGGAAAAUGUUCACAAUGCUAUAGCAUGGUAUCAGAAAAAGGUGAGCAUCAUUUCAUUAUGCUGACAAUAACAAUGUCUCAGUCAAUAUCCUUUCUUGCUCAAAAGAAAUGAAAUAUUUUUUUUGUUUUGUGGUUGUAGCAUUACAUGGUGUAAAUAAACUUCUCAAUAUUUUUGUUUCUUUCCUUUUUUAAAUAUUGUUUGGAUAACCCAAAAUGCUUGUAUCUUUGGUUUGUGGAGGUCUACAAAGCAGAUAUUGAGUUCCCAACAUAGACUCAAAGCUUGUUUUAACCUAUUCAAAUGUUUAUUUGUUUAUUCUAAAAUUGACCUAUGUGGCAAAUCAAGGCAGUUCAGUUGUUUAAUCAAAAAGAGAAAAAAGGUGCAACAUAUUAAACAAAAGCUUCCCUUUAAAAACAUCAGAGCUUUGUGUAGAAAACAGUGGGCACCAGGGCUGCUCAAGCGGAUCCCUGGAUCCCUUUCAAUAUUUAGUAGAUAAAAAAUGAGCCAGGGAUAUCUUGGGUAACCACUUUUAGAAUUAAUAAUACCCAUUUUGUUGGAUUUAAAUUGAGCAAGGGACAGGUAUGUUUCAAAUUGUCCCUGUUAGGCCACAGCCAGUCAAAGCUACUUACUUGCAAUGAACUAUUGAGCUCUGUAACUCUAGUGCACAGGUUCUCAAGCAUUUUCAAGUCAUGACUACAUUUAUAUACAAGCAGAGUGACCUACAACCAUGACACACUAAACUAAUGGCAUUUAAUAGGGUCAAUCUCGAUAAAUGUAAUUACAUAAAAACUAGACAUUUGAGCAUGACAUCAUUUUAAUUGAAGACAUAUUUAAUGCCAUUAUUUACUUUUUAACUUAAACUGUAAGGCAGAUGACAUAAUUUGAGCAUGAUAUAAUUUAAAUGAAAGACAUACUUAAUGUCAACAUAGACUUUGUAAGACAUAUUUAAUGCCAUAAGUGACUUUGUAAGACAUAUUUUUUGCCAUAAUUGACUUUGUAAGACAUACUUAAUGCCAACAUUAACUUUGUAAUACAUAUUUAAUGUCAUAAUUGACUUUGUAAAGUAAACUGUAUGGUAAAUUAGAAAAAAGAACUGAUGAAAAAAUCUCUUAGUUUAUUUUUCCAGCUGGUGACUCCACCAGUUAUAAUAGUAGAAUAAGAAACCACCUCAAAUCUGUGGUCUGUGUAACACUGAACCUUUAGUCAGCAUUCUCCAUUCUUUGUCUACCUGACGUCACAUGAUGACCGCCCACUCCAAUGCUCCAACCAAUGUUCACACAUACAAGUUGAAACAUUCAUGAAAACAACUCACCAGUCCCCGCCCACUCCAGUGCUCCAACCAAUGUUCACACACAUUCAUGAAAACAACUCACCAGUCAGGUCAUACACCAUGACAACACUGGACAAUCAGGUCACAGAGUUCACUCAAUACACACAACAAUAAUCUAGAUAAUCAUACACACUGUCACAAGUGUCCCCCUGCGAUUACUAUUUGAGAUGACAUGUCAUGGGUUGGGAACAGUGCUUAAGUAGCUUAAUUCUACUGGCUGUUGAGGUGCCAAACUUACGUUCUGUGCUUAAGUAGCUUAAUUCUACUGGCUGUUGAGGUGCCAAACUUACGUUCUGUUGUGUUGUUUACUUUCUAAAUCAGUCUAGUAAUGCAUUGGCAUAUAUAUAUACAUCUUUUAGUUUUUUUUAAAAUUUAUACCGAACCCUUUGUUGAUUCAUGACAGAUUCAAAAUUAGAAUUUGAGACACAAAUAAACUGUGGUUUCCUCUAUAGACAGUCAUAAUGACCUUAGCUUAAUAAGCUACUUAUCUCUUCCUAGGGUUUAGCAGUGAAAAACUUCAGCAGCUAGCAGCAAGUGAUCAACCUCUUAACAUCAUUUUCCAUUUGUUCAAAGACUCAAGUUUAAAGUUUAGCAAUUUCUAAAACACAAUCUUUCAUCGUCUCAGUUUGAGAAUGUUUGAUGUAGAAUUAAUCUCAUUGCGGGAGGAUUCACUUUUAUCAUGUAUUCAGGGAUAAGCCAAACCUCUGGAAAUGAUGAGCAACCCUAGGUCGUGCUGAGUUUAUUUUUCAGGCUGUUACUUGGGUGCUUGAUUCAGGCUGUUACUUGGGUGCUUGAUUCAGGCUUUACUUGGGUGCUUGAUUCAGGCUGUUACUUGGGUGCUUGAUUCAGGCUGUUACUUGGGUGCUUGAUUCAGGCUGUUACUUGGGUGCUUGAUUCAGGCUGUUACUUGGGUGCUUGAUUCAGGUUUUACUUGGGUGCUUGAUUCAGGCUUUACUUGGGUGCUUGAUUCAGGCUGUUACUUGGGUGCUUGAUUCAGGCUGUUUCUUGUGUGCUUGAUUCAGGCUGUUUCUUAUAUGCUUGAUUCAGGCUGUUUCUUGUGUGCUUGAUUCAGGUUGUUUCUUGGGUGCUUAAUUCCAUUAGAAUUCUAAAUAAAUCUCUUCAUUAUUAUUUACCUACAAUUUGACUUUGGGGAUUUCUCGAUUUAAAUAUUGAUGAGAUUUAAUGCUUUCAUACUGUCUGAAUAAUGAAUAUUCUGGAAUAUUCUGCAGAUUGGAUCCUAUGACAAACAGCUUUGGGAGCAAUCGGUUGAGAAGAAACUACAAAAGGUAACUUAUGGGAUUAAACAGAUAUUAAUGCUCACAGAAGAUAGAAACACAGAGUAGCUGACAAAGUAUACAUGGUUUAAAGUUCUCGCAAGCUGUUUAGAAUCGGUAGACAAAUUAUGCAAGGGUCAAAGUUAAUGAAGGCCGUAUUGUAAUAAGUCUAGGUGGAAUAAGAAAUAGUCAAUUGAUACCUUACAAUACUAUUGAAACACUUAUUUGACUAUUUAUCACAUCAUAGUUACGUACAGUCCUAGGCAUACGAACAUGUAAGUCCUAGGCAUAUGAACAUGCAAGUCCUAGGCAUGUGAACAUGUAAGUCCUAGGCAUGUGAACAUGUAAGUCCUAGGCAUGUGAACAUGUAAGUCCUAGGCAUGUGAACAUGAACUAUUAAGUCAACUGCAUUUACCAAUGUUCUUUCCUCAGCAACCACCAUUUGUUCUUCACAAUGCUCCCCGCAAGAAGGUUCGCUUAAAGACAGAAUAUAUUGAUGUGGAUCUCAUUCGAGGUGAGUCCCUAACACCAUCGUACACAGUUUGUCAUAAUCAUUAGACCAUCUUUGAAAAAUCAGCUCUAACACCAUCUUACACACAUCACAAUGAUUAGAACAUCUUUUACAAAUUAGCUGUUUCGAUGUUCUUAUACCUCAAUAGUGUUCUCAUAAAUGUAUGGUGGUUUUUUCUCAUACCAUUUGGUGGUGCUUUCAUACCCGACCAUGUUGUUUUUUUCGUAGCUUGGUAUGGUGCUUUCAUACCUGACCAUAGUUUUUUUCAUAUCUUUUUAUGGUGCUUUCAUACCUGACCAUGGUUUUCUCAUACCUUUAGAUGGUGCUUUCGACCUGCACAUGAUUUUCUUAUACUUUUGGAUGGUGCUUUUAUACCUGACCAUGAUUUUCUCAUGUUUGGAUGGUGCUUUUAUACCUGACCAUGAUUUUCUCAUGUUUGGAUGGUGCUUUUAUACCUGACCAUGAUUUUCUCAUGUUUGGAUGGUGCUUUUAUACCUGACCAUGAUUUUCUCAUGUUUGGAUGGUGCUUUUAUUCCUGACCAUGAUUUUCUCAUGUUUGGAUGGUGCUUUUAUACCUGACCAUGUUUUUCUCAUAUGUUUGGAUGGUGCUUUUAUACCUGACCAUGGUUUUCUCAUACGUUUGGAUGGUGCUUUUAUUCCUGACCAUGGUUUUCUUAUACCUUCGUAUGGCGCUUUUAUUCCUGACCAUGGUUUUCUUAUACCUUGGGAUGUUGCUUUUAUUCCCGACCAUGGUUUUCUUAUACCUUUGGUUGGUGCUUUUAUACCUGAACAUGGUUUUCUCAUGUUUGGAUGGUGCUUUUAUACCUGACCAUGGUUUUCUCAUGUUUGGAUGGUGCUUUUAUACCUGACCAUGGUUUUCUCAUACGUUUGGAUGGUGCUUUUAUUCCUGACCAUGGUUUUCUUAUACCUUCGUAUGGCGCUUUUAUUCCUGACCAUGGUUUUCUUAUACCUUCGGAUUUUGCUUUUAUUCCUGACCAUGGUUUUCUUAUACCUUUGGUUGGUGCUUUUAUUCCCGACCAUGGUUUUCUUAUACCUUUGGUUGGUGCUUUUAUACCUGACCAUGGUUUUCUUAUACCUUCGGAUGUUGCUUUUAUACCUGAUCAUGGUUUUCUUAUACCUUUGGUUGGUGCUUUUAUACCUGACCAUGGUUUUCUUAUACCUUCGGAUGUUGCUUUUAUACCUGAUCAUGGUUUUCUUAUACCUUUGGUUGAUGCUUUUAUACCUGACCAUGGUUUUCUCAUACGUUUGGAUGGUGCUUUUAUUCCCGACCAUGGUUUUCUCAUACGUUUGGAUGUUGCUUUUAUACCUGACCAUGGUUUUCUCAUACGUUUGGAUGUUGCUUUCAAACCUGACCAUGGUUUUCUCAUAACUCAGAAAUUGCAAAUUUUUUUUUUUUUAAAUUGUAUUUUUAUCUAUAAUCAAUCUUUUUAACGUCUCUACAACUAUUUCGUAAUGUCUAGAAAUAAUCAUGGCUGCAGUUGGUGAAGACUUUGCAAAUGUUACCGAGGGGCUGAUGGCACUAAAAUGGUUGAGAACCUCUAAUCUAUUGGCUUGGAUUUUUUUUGUAGAAACUUGAAAACAUCAGGCCUGAACCAAUAGGGGUGAUGGGUUGUACUAAAAGAUUUGCUUACACAGUACUGAUGACAUCAUGUGGAAACAGUACUGAUGACAUCAUGUGGAAACAGUACUGAGGACAUCAUGUGGAAACAGUACUGAGGACAUCAUGUGGAAACAGUACUGAUGACAUCAUGUGGAAACAGUACUGAUGACAUCAUGUGGAAGAAGCACACUAGCUGCACUUGUCUAUUGGGCACUUUAUGUCGUUCCAUUAACCUGACACUAACAUGGUUGUUGUAUUGUUCUCCUAGGGUCAAUGUUUGCCAAGCCACAAGUGCCAUGGGUUUAGUUCCAUUAACCUGACACUAACAUGGUUGUUGUAUUGUUCUCCUAGGGUCAACGUUUGCCAAGGCCAAGCCACAAGUGCCAUGGGUUUAGUUCCAUUAAUCUGACACUAACAUGGUUGUUGUAUUGUUCUCCUAGGGUCAACGUUUGCCAAGGCCAAGCCACAAGUGCCAUGGGUUUAGUUCCAUUAACCUGACACUAACAUGGUUGUUGUAUUGUUCUCCUAGGGUUUUUUCUCAUAUGUUUGGAUGGUGCUUUUAUACCUGACCAUGGUUUUCUCAUACGUUUGGAUGGUGCUUUUAUUCCUGACCAUGGUUUUCUUAUACCUUCGUAUGGCGCUUUUAUUCCUGACCAUGGUUUUCUUAUACCUUGGGAUGUUGCUUUUAUUCCCGACCAUGGUUUUCUUAUACCUUUGGUUGGUGCUUUUAUACCUGAACAUGGUUUUCUCAUGUUUGGAUGGUGCUUUUAUACCUGACCAUGGUUUUCUCAUGUUUGGAUGGUGCUUUUAUACCUGACCAUGGUUUUCUCAUACGUUUGGAUGGUGCUUUUAUUCCUGACCAUGGUUUUCUUAUACCUUCGUAUGGCGCUUUUAUUCCUGACCAUGGUUUUCUUAUACCUUGGGAUGUUGCUUUUAUUCCCGACCAUGGUUUUCUUAUACCUUUGGUUGGUGCUUUUAUACCUGAACAUGGUUUUCUCAUGUUUGGAUGGUGCUUUUAUACCUGACCAUGGUUUUCUCAUGUUUGGAUGGUGCUUUUAUACCUGACCAUGGUUUUCUCAUACGUUUGGAUGGUGCUUUUAUUCCUGACCAUGGUUUUCUUAUACCUUCGUAUGGCGCUUUUAUUCCUGACCAUGGUUUUCUUAUACCUUCGGAUGUUGCUUUUAUUCCCGACCAUGGUUUUCUUAUACCUUUGGUUGGUGCUUUUAUUCCUGACCAUGAUUUUCUCAUGUUUGGAUGGUGCUUUCAUACCUGACCAUGGUUUUCUCAUGUUUGGAUGGUGCUUUUAUACCUGACCAUGGUUUUCUCAUAUGUUUGGAUGGUGCUUUUAUACCUGACCAUGGUUUUCUCAUACGUUUGGAUGGUGCUUUUAUUCCUGACCAUGGUUUUCUUAUACCUUCGUAUGGCGCUUUUAUUCCUGACCAUGGUUUUCUUAUACCUUGGGAUGUUGCUUUUAUUCCCGACCAUGGUUUUCUUAUACCUUUGGUUGGUGCUUUUAUACCUGAACAUGGUUUUCUCAUGUUUGGAUGGUGCUUUUAUACCUGACCAUGGUUUUCUCAUGUUUGGAUGGUGCUUUUAUACCUGACCAUGGUUUUCUCAUACGUUUGGAUGGUGCUUUUAUUCCUGACCAUGGUUUUCUUAUACCUUCGUAUGGCGCUUUUAUUCCUGACCAUGGUUUUCUUAUACCUUCGGAUUUUGCUUUUAUUCCUGACCAUGGUUUUCUUAUACCUUUGGUUGGUGCUUUUAUUCCCGACCAUGGUUUUCUUAUACCUUUGGUUGGUGCUUUUAUACCUGACCAUGGUUUUCUUAUACCUUCGGAUGUUGCUUUUAUACCUGAUCAUGGUUUUCUUAUACCUUUGGUUGGUGCUUUUAUACCUGACCAUGGUUUUCUUAUACCUUCGGAUGUUGCUUUUAUACCUGAUCAUGGUUUUCUUAUACCUUUGGUUGAUGCUUUUAUACCUGACCAUGGUUUUCUCAUACGUUUGGAUGGUGCUUUUAUUCCCGACCAUGGUUUUCUCAUACGUUUGGAUGUUGCUUUUAUACCUGACCAUGGUUUUCUCAUACGUUUGGAUGUUGCUUUCAAACCUGACCAUGGUUUUCUCAUAACUCAGAAAUUGCAAAUUUUUUUUUUUUUAAAUUGUAUUUUUAUCUAUAAUCAAUCUUUUUAACGUCUCUACAACUAUUUCGUAAUGUCUAGAAAUAAUCAUGGCUGCAGUUGGUGAAGACUUUGCAAAUGUUACCGAGGGGCUGAUGGCACUAAAAUGGUUGAGAACCUCUAAUCUAUUGGCUUGGAUUUUUUUUGUAGAAACUUGAAAACAUCAGGCCUGAACCAAUAGGGGUGAUGGGUUGUACUAAAAGAUUUGCUUACACAGUACUGAUGACAUCAUGUGGAAACAGUACUGAUGACAUCAUGUGGAAACAGUACUGAGGACAUCAUGUGGAAACAGUACUGAGGACAUCAUGUGGAAACAGUACUGAUGACAUCAUGUGGAAACAGUACUGAUGACAUCAUGUGGAAGAAGCACACUAGCUGCACUUGUCUAUUGGGCACUUUAUGUCGUUCCAUUAACCUGACACUAACAUGGUUGUUGUAUUGUUCUCCUAGGGUCAAUGUUUGCCAAGCCACAAGUGCCAUGGGUUUAGUUCCAUUAACCUGACACUAACAUGGUUGUUGUAUUGUUCUCCUAGGGUCAACGUUUGCCAAGGCCAAGCCACAAGUGCCAUGGGUUUAGUUCCAUUAAUCUGACACUAACAUGGUUGUUGUAUUGUUCUCCUAGGGUCAACGUUUGCCAAGGCCAAGCCACAAGUGCCAUGGGUUUAGUUCCAUUAACCUGACACUAACAUGGUUGUUGUAUUGUUCUCCUAGGGUCAACGUUUGCCAAGGCCAAGCCACAAGUGCCAUGGGUUUAGUUCCAUUAAUCUGACACUAACAUGGUUGUUGUAUUGUUCUCCUAGGGUCAACGUUUGCCAAGGCCAAGCCACAAGUGCCAUGGGUUUAGUUCCAUUAACCUGACACUAACAUGGUUGUUGUAUUGUUCUCCUAGGGUCAACGUUUGCCAAGGCCAAGCCACAAGUGCCAUGAGUUUAGUUCCAUUAACCUGACACUAACAUGGUUGUUGUAUUGUUCUCCUAGGGUCAACGUUUGCCAAGGCCAAGCCACAAGUGCCUUGGGUUUAGUUCCAUUAACCCGACACUAACAUGGUUGUUGUAUUGUUCUCCUAGGGUCAACGUUUGCCAAGGCCAAGCCACAAGUGCCUUGGGUUUAGUUCCAUUAACCUGACAUUAACAUGGUUGUUGUAUUGUUCUCCUAGGGUCAACGUUUGCCAAGGCCAAGCCACAAGUGCCAUGGGUUUAGUUCCAUUAACCUGACACUAACAUGGUUGUUGUAUUGUUCUCCUAGGGUCAACGUUUGGGUCAACGUUUGCCAAGGCCAAGCCACAAGUGCCAUGGGUUUAGUUCCAUUAACCUGACACUAACAUGGUUGUUGUAUUGUUCUCCUAGGGUCAACGUUUGCCAAGGCCAAGCCACAAGUGCCAUGAGUUUAGUUCCAUUAACCUGACACUAACAUGGUUGUUGUAUUGUUCUCCUAGGGUCAACGUUUGCCAAGGCCAAGCCACAAGUGCCAUGGGUUUAGUUCCAUUAACCCGACACUAACAUGGUUGUUGUAUUGUUCUCCUAGGGUCAACGUUUGCCAAGGCCAAGCCACAAGUGCCAUGGGUUUACAUCACAAGGAAAGCAGUCGCUCGAGUUCUCUUCUUCCCAUUCUAUUACAACUGGUAAGUCUCUUACUAAUGGAAGUAACCUAUCUCUCUUACUUAUGGAAGUAAUCUAUCUCUCUUACUAAUGGAAGUAACAUAUCUCUCUUACUUAUGGAAGUAACCUAUCUCUCUUACUUAUGGAAGUAACCAAUCUGGGCAAUCAUAAAGAUUUCACAAUUGUAUCUAGAUUUUAAAAUAUUUGAACAGUUUAGGAACAUUUCAUCUGACAUCAGCUUUCUAGCUUUGUUUUUGGUAGCCAUUUAUUUAGUGAACUAGUUUACCCUUUGGGGUUGUGCAGUUUGGGGGGGGGGGGGGGGAAGGUCAUUUUUUGUUUUUGAACCCUGCACUAUCACUCUACUUGAUAAUUAAUUUUACCAGUAUUUCGGUUUGUUUCGGUUUACAUUUUUCACUUCAUGGGCUGAAUAUGAUGUAAAAAUAGGAGGUCGGCAGGUAGCCUUGAAUUAUUGUUAAAUUUAAUGAAUUUGUUCGUAAAAAUAGGUCGGCAGGUAGCCUUGAAUUAUUGUUAAAUUUAAUGAAUUUGUUCGUAAAAAUAGGAGGUCGGCAGGUAGCCUUGAAUUAUUGUUAAAUUUAAUGAAUUUGUUCGUAAAAAUAGGAGGUCGGCAGGUAGCCUUGAAUUAUUGUUAAAUUUAAUGAAUUUGUCCGUAAAAAUAGGAGGUCGGCAGGUAGCCUUGAAUUAUUGUUAAAUUUAAUGAAUUUGUUCGUAAAAAUAGGAGGUUGGCAGGUAGCCUUGAAUUAUUGUUAAAUUUAAUGAAUGUGUUCGUAAAAAUAGGAGGUUGGCAGGUAGCCUUGAAUUAUUGUUGAAUGUAUUGAUGAAUAUGUCCGUAAUGACACCUUUGGUUUACCUAUUGUCUUCUACUGUGUUUGACAUCUACCUUCUACCAGGUGGGUCCACCAGACGUCCAAACAGCUGUAUGCCGUCCUCUUUGUGUUGUACACAUUACAGGUGGUCACUAUAGUUGUUUACCUACGCAACUUUGACCACAGCAUCAUGGAAGAUGUAGGUAUCGCUGAGGUUGGUUUAAAGACGCCUUGUCCUGCAUGCGUGGCUAAGAAUUGGUUUAAAUGUCUUCAUUACCGGCUCUGAUUCUCAUUUAAGACAAAGCCAUGGUUAUUUAUAACAAUAAUUUUAUGUUGUGUAAGCACGUUCAAAGUGCCAUUGUUGUACAAAUAACCUAGAAGUUUGUUAAAGACUCAUGUUAGGACGGCUGAUAGUGGAAUAGUUCAAAGUUCCAUUGUUGUAUUAGUAUAACCUAGAAGUUAGCUACAGGCUGUUGUAAGGACAGCUGAUAGUGGAAUAACAGAACCCCCCCCCCCCCCCCGAGGAGCUCAAUUUUAGAAUCGGUUUUAUUAUAACAUACUGUAAGAACAAAAUAUAGACAAGGGGCGGCCACUGUACUCAAACAUAGUUGAAGUUAUCUUCUCAUUGGCAGUGUUAAUGAAGAUGUAUUCUAUGCUCACAGAACAAGUGCCCAAAGUCUUGUUAGAAAUGCCAAGCCACUGACUUUUCCAAUAUUUUGCCUUAUCAAACAUACACUUUUUAGCAAUGUCAACACGGGCUGGUUCACAAGAGGUCAGUGCUAGCCUAUGGUUACACAGUAAGGUACUGCAACUAGUUUAAUCAUACAAGUUCAUUGAUAACUUAGAGAUUAGAAAACCUACCGGUCACAAGAAAUCUGUGCUAAUUUAUGAUUACACAGUUAAUGUGCUGAAAUCAUACAAAUAUAUUCAUAGCAUAUCAGACUCCUAGCAUUUGACACUAAUGGCAUGAAAGGUCUUGCAAUAAUCAUCUAACAAACCUUAAGUUGGAUCAGUGCGGAAUCUGAUAAUUGGCCUGUGUUUCCAGGAGCUUUCCUUCACCGAGGUCAUCCUGCCUACCAUUCUCAUGUUCCUACUCUGUCUGAUCCAUUCCCAAACUGUGCUGGCCCACAUCAAUCACAAGCCUCCCAAGCGGGCAAAAACUAUCUCAGGGUAAGUCCCUCUAGUUUAACCAUGGGGUAACUCUUGUUUCAACUCUAAGUUAAUAUGAAGGUUUGCCAUUCAGUAUGAUAAUUUGCAUUGGCCAGUUAAUAUGUUAAGUUUUAUCUAUUUUUUCAUUUAUUUUUUUAUAAAAAGAAAUUGGUCUUGCAUUGAAUUCCUACUAAAAUUGUGUUUAAUGUUGUAUACACUAGGACCUUCAUGUGUUGAAUUACAUGAUUUGAUGUCUGCUUUUUAAAUAAAUGUUUUGUUAUUGGUAAGAAUAAAUUAGUUAAUUUUUUAGAUUAAAACAUCAUAAAGAAAAUAUCUAAUGAAAUUACAUUUUAAAAAUUCAUCUUUUGACUUCAUCAGGGUGACACGGAAAGCACGACCUAAGAAAAUUCCCCGUAAAGGUCGUACAUCUGGUAACAACAGCACAUGUGCUGAAGAUGGCGGUAACACAGACACAUCAAAGUCCAGUAAAGUACAUUUCCCAAGCUCUACUGGAGGCUCAGAUUCCAAGCAUCGGCCAUCAGAGACUCAGAAAUCAGAGCCUCCCGUGGUGGCCUCGCAUCUUGACAUGGAGAAAAACUUAUUGUCUCGAUCUGUUAGUGACUACGACCUCAAGCCAGUGACCAGCUCCACCAACCAUCAGUCGGCCCACCAUCACCACCACCACCGACACCACACCUCCACACAAAGGGAGACUGCUCCCAAAUCGGCCAAGCCCCAGGCUGAACCGGAGCUUGGUGCGGACAAAGUAUUAGAAAAGACCCGACCGGUCCGACCUGAGGUUGGGGGGGAGCAGGCUGCCCGCAGUGACUGGGGGCAUCGAGGCAACUGGGGCACUCGUUCCGUCCAAAAGUCUGGCUGUUGUUAUAACUUGUUGGACAAUUUGCCCAAUUUGUUAACAGUGGAGAAGGUGUGCCGAGAUGUUGGUGUUGCCAGUGACAAUGAUGACACAGAGGACGGGGAUAAUGAUGUCGGAAUCAAGUUUAAAAAACAAGAUUCCUACCGCUGCCCUCACGGCAGGGAUGCCACUAGUGCGGACAGAGAAGGUUUAGAUUAUUUUCUAUGUGGGGAUAUCACAGACUCUAGACCAAAGGUUGGUGCCGACGGAGGGGUCAAGAUUGUCGGCCAGGCUUUGUCAGCCUGUGCAGAUAACUACGCAGAUUGUGACUGCCUACUGGCCAGUAAACAAAGCUCCCACCAUGUCAGCAGUUGUCAACAAACACAAACUGGGCAGUUUGAUUCAAGGGAUGUACGUUCAUGUUCAGAGACAGACUUGAACCCUUGCCAUCGGCACUGCCACCAACAGGAGCCUAGUUCUAAUAGAGAUAUCUUACCCAGCCCCUUCCAUGGGCCCAUGUUGAAUGACCCUUCAUAUUUAGCUUGUAAAUCUGAUAAAUUUGCGUGCCAACUUUCCAAUCGACCCAUGGAAAGACAGGACGGUGUAUUAGAUUGGUGUAGUUCCACUCACAAAGACUUGUGUCAUUGCUCCAAUACUCAGCCAGACAAAAACCAUCACCAUGUUCUAUUCAGUAAAGGCUUACCAAAGAAACCAAUCUCCAAUUCCACCAGUGGGGUAGCAGACGUCAGUGAGUUUUCUCAGGAACAUUCUACUGAAAAGUGUCCAAAAUGUCCCGAUGUUCAUAGACAGAUUCGCUCUCUGGCAUCUGCUGUCUCGGAUACCAACCUUGACCUUCAAGUAGCCACAUCAUCCAGGUUGUGUCUGACACGUUCAGGUGGUGCCAUCGACCAGCUCCAUCCCGCCCACCAUAAUGACUUGAGAUGCUCGGAUAAACUAUUCAAGAACCAUGUCAAGUUUUCCAAUGACCAGGGGGUCUGCGGUCAUCAUGAACCAUCAAGUUCCCGCAGUUUACCUUACCUAAGACAGCAGGUGCCCAGCUCCGGCUGUCAGAAGGGGAGCAGACUAGAACAGGUGCCCGGUUAUGGCAGUCAGAAGGAAAGUAAACUAGAACAGCUGCCCAGCUGUGGCUGUCAGAAAGGCAGUGAACAAGCUCCCAAAGAAACAGAUUCCCAGCUGCAGUGUUUCUCUGAUGUCAUUGUGCAGGAAAUCCUAAACGAGGAAACUCUGAGGAGCUGCAGUUCCCUCCUGAUCCACUCAGACCUGGAGAACUCCUCCUCUUCCAUCAGCCACCUCUCGUCAUCCUCGGUGUCAUCUCUCUCUUCCUCCUACAGACUGUCCAACAUUGACCACAUUCCCCCGUCCACCCCCUCUGGCCUGACAUUGUCCUCCUUGCCCAGUUGCAAGGCUUCGGGCCAGCUUCAUACACAAAGUGACACGUCUGAGCCGCCGGGCUCGGGGUCCGGUGUCACUUUACAACAGAAGGGACAAGUCACAGCGGGGCUCGAUGCUCUCGAUGAAAGCCUCGAGCAGAUAAACAUGUCUGAUGGGGAAAGACCAUCUGACAUAUCCAAUUAUAAUCCAUCGGAUUCAGACGGAGAGUCGGAUGGCCCGGCUAAUGAGGACCUUCGGAACAAGUUUGAAGAGAAAUGGAAGAGACUCAGAUUCCAAGAGCUGGAAAUAAAAUCUGAUGGUAAUGUUGGUUUUACUCAUUUUCUAUCUGAGGGUAAUGUUGGUUUUAAUAAUUUUCUAUAUCAUGGUAAUGUUGGUUUUACUCAUUUUCUAUCUGAGGGUAAUGUUGGUUUUAAUAAUUUUCUAUAUCAUGGUAAUGUUGUUUGUUAUUCACUACCUGGUUGAUGGUCAUUUCUUUCUUGACUUCCUGGUUGAUGGUCAUUUCUCUGUUCACUCCCUGCUCAAUGAAAAUGUUUUCAUUUAUAAUCUCCAAUAAAUCUAGUUGGUAUUCAUUCGAAAGCAUUAAAUUUAUUAUUUUCAUUAUCUUAAACUUUAAUCUAUUGUUUAGAGUUGACGUCCUAAGUGUAUUUAUAUGUAUUUAUAUUUGACAGUGCAUAUGUAUUAAUUAUUAAAGACUUUCUUUCUUCUCACCUUGCCGUCUUGUAAGUUUGUCCAUGGUAAUUUUGUUGUUCAUACAUGUGACCGUCUCUUUAGUCUGUCUUGUUGUCUUGAGCUGACCUGAAAAGUCACCUGAGUUGAUGACAAAAGAGUUAAAGCUUCAGUGGGCUGGGUGGAUGGACAGCUUCAGUGGGCUGGGCGGAGGGACAGCUUCAGUGGGCUGGGUGGAGGGAGGAGUCUGUGCAGAAAAUAUAUUUUUAAAAAAUCAAUAAAUACAAAAAUCAACAUGUUUAAGUUUAUUCUCCAUUUAAUUGGAAUGAGUUUAAAAAAAUAGUUGUCUAGUUUUUAGUCCAUUUCAAAUUUUGUUCAAAAGUAUUUAACAUUUUUUUUUGUUUUGUUUUGAUGUGACAUGCAGGUGUAUUUAUUUCUUUAGAUGUGACAAUACAUUUUUAUUAAUUUGUUCAGAUGUGACCAUGUUUGUGCAUUAAUUAAUGAAAUCAUUCAUUAAGAUGUAUUCACUUUAACCGCAGUCAAUUUUUCUACUUAACACACUUCACAUAGGGAUAAACUGAUGAAUCAUUGUUUUUGCCAUCGACAGAGGACCCCACCAAAUGUAAUGGUGGAGCUACCACCGGGCCAAAAGCUAGUACUUCAUCCAACAAGCCAUCCAAGACUGGCAGCGGCAGCGGACCACGGUCAGUUGUUGGCAUCCUGACCAGGAAACCUUCACCAUUGAAAGACUUGGCCAUAGGUAGAAUGGCCAGUGCCAAUGGCACCACAAACUCUUCAGGUCAGUCCAUCCCUGUUGGCUUGUUACAGAUAAGGUCAGUCCAUCAGGGUUGGCUUGUUACAGAAAAAGUCAGUCCAUCAGAGUUGGCUUGUUACACUUCAUUCAGGUCAGUCCAUCAGAGCUGGCUUGUUACAAUUCAUGUCAAUCCAUCAGAGCUGGCUUGUUACACUUCAGGUCAGUCGAUCAGGGCUGGCUUGUUACAUUUAAGGUCAGUCCAUCAGAGCUGGCCUGUUACACUUCAGGUCAGUCCAUCAGGGCUGGCUUGUUACAUUUAAGGUCAGUCCAUCAGAGCUGGCUUGUUAACACUUCAGGUCAGUCCAACAGAGCUGGCUUGUUACACUUCAGGUCAGUCCAUCAGGGUUGGGUUGUUACACUUCAGGUCAGUCCAUCAGAGCUGACUUGUUUCAUUUAAGGUCAGUGACUAACAUAUUGUCACUAAAUUUACUUGGUUUGUAACUGUCUGAGAUUGUGAUCGGUGCAAGGUUUUGUUCAACAUGUCUGAGAUUGUGAUCGGUGCAAGGUUUUGUUCAAUAUGUCUGAGAUUGUGAUCGGUGCAAGGUUUUGUUCAACAUGUCUGAGAUGGUUAUCUUUUCAUUUUAUGUUUUAAAUGGAGUGAAUUUGACUUAAUUUUCACAGGAAGUGAUGUAGAGUUAAAUGAAUCACGCAGCCAGCUGCGGCGCAGACGCCGUACAUCUGGUACCACAGGGGACAGCGGAGAGACUACACGGAGUAGGAAUGUCCCCAAUACUCUGGGCAUACGUUCACAUAACCUCAAUGGAAAACAUAUUAGCUCAUCAGAAAAUGAAGCUGGUGCACAUACACCAGAAGGGUCUAAUAAGGUAAGUGCAUAUAUUAUACAUACAUGACUGAAGGGUCUUAUAAGGUGAGAGUCUUUAAGAAUCAGGAUUCAAAUUCAUCACCUUCAUCACUGGCUAUUUUGCCCCUACCCACUUUCUAAACUUCAAAUGAUUAUUUUUCUUGUAUCUCCUCCACUGAAGGCCACCAUGAGUUCCGAGGAAUGGGAAGACCACAUGCAGUCGGACGAGACGACAUCCUCGGCCUACUCCAGCAGCUGUGGUAACAGCGACGACUCGGGGGAGGAGGGUGAAGAGAAGACAGAGUACACGACCAGUACACUCCAUGUCAUCAACCUCCUACAACCUGUAAGUCAAUGACUCUUUCUUGGCUUGUCGUUAUCUGCUGUUGUGUCAGAGACCUGUCUUCUGUAGGUGUUGUGCACUGUGGACUUGGGCCCUAGCUGUUGUGUAAACCUUGAUGUUUUUGUAUGGCAGGGUGCUAUGUAUUUGGAUAGAUUUAGAUUUCAUCAGAUCUCUUUAUGGUAGACUCUAUGAUGGGGGAAAGGGGGAGGGGGGUCAGUGAUACUGGAUGCUAAGAUAAGAAAGGCUGCACAUGAUAAACUCUGGGAUAUUAUAGACUUGAUGAGGCUAAUAUAGACUAGGAAAUGAUCAACUCUAUUAUUUGAUAAAUCCUUUGUUAUAUCUGGUACUCUUAGGGUAUGAUCAACUCUGGUAUAAUAUUGAAGAUGUGUUUUGCUAUUGUAUUUAAACAUUAAGGUUAGAGCAAGAUCUUGGAUAUAUUUAUAUCACAUUUUAUCAUUUUAAAAUCCUUGUAUAAAUUCCUAAUUAGCAUUGAAGCAUCUCCUACUGACUACUUCACUGAAAUUAUGUUAUUAUGAUUCUUAUCUUAUGAUCAUGUAUGCAUUAUUCAGAAUUAUUAUUAUUUAAACAUGAGCUUUUCAAUUCUUAACUAAAAUUAGAAUUUAGAAGUAAUCUUUCAUCGGGGCUAUUUUGAGAAACAAGUAGGUCAUCUUUACCAGAGGACUGGGCUGGGUUAUAUCGUCUACCUUUUUGAACUCUUGCCAUUGAACUAAACAUUUUUACCAUUCAUGAAGGAAUUUAUUGGACGUUGAUUCAUCAAAGGCACUCGUCAGCCAUCAUUCCACUCAAAUCCUUUUUGAACUCUUGCCAUUGAACUAAACAUUUUUACCAUUCAUGAAGGAAUUUAUUGGAUGUUGAUUCAUCAAAGGCACUCGUCAGCCAUCAUUCCACUCAAAUCCUUUUUGAACUCUUGCCAUUGAACUAAACAUUUUUACCAUUCAUGAAGGAAUUUAUUGGACGUUGAUUCAUCAAAGGCACUCGUCAGCCAUCAUUCCACUCAAAUGCUCAAUCAAAUUGCCAUAUUUAUUUUUAUGUGAGCCAGUUUAAUGGAGUGAAUUAGUCAUUGACAUUUAUGGUAGCCUUUAUAGGUGACAUCAUUUAUGGGUGACAUCGUUUAUUUGUGACAUUCUUUAUUGGUGACAUCCUUUAUUGGUGACAUUCUUUAUUGGUGACAUCAUUUAAUGAUAGCAUCCAUUAUUGGUGACAUCAUUUAUUGGUUUCAUCCUUUAUUGGUGACAUCCUUUAUUUGUUGCAUCCUUUAUCGGUGCAUCCUUUAUCGGUGACAUCCUUUAUCGGUGACAUCCUUUAUCGGUGGCAUCCUUUAUCGGUGGCAUCCUUUAUUGUGACAUCUUUUAUCGGUGACAUCUUUUAUCAGUGGCAUUCUUGUUUGGCGGGUUAUUUCCAGUAAACCUCAUGAUAGUCAAUUAGCUGUCAUGAAGUUAUCUGGGCAUCUGCCUUAUGGAGGUUUUCAAAUUGUUUGGCUGAACACAUUAUUAUUAUUUAUAUCUUGCAAUGAGUGGGUUUUUUAAAUGUAAGAGUAAGUAUUGAUUUAGGCUUGAUUAAUGUAUUGCUUAGUUUUGGGUGGGGAGUGGUGGAGGGUUAAGUGAUACAUGGUUAUAGUGAAGAGACAGAUCACAUAAAAUCUAAACAUUAAUUUCAAAGUAUUCUAUGAUUUGUUUCAUAUUUAUAAAAUGACUUGUUUGUUUGUACCAUCAAUAUUUGUUUGUUUGUACCAGCAAUAUUUGUUUGUUUGCAUGAUUGAUUGGUUUGUCCAAGCUUGUUACAAUCAAUUUGUUAGUGACUAUUGUUUUCCCCUCAUUCCUAAGGGUUUGCAGCCUGGCUGCCUGCCUCCAACUAAGCAGGUAUCAGUUUUAAUCAUCUUUCAUUCAUUUCAUGCACACUUGACCCUCUUUUUUUAAAAACUCAGUACCAUGGCAUGCUGAAAGGGUCAAGAUCUUGAGUAGCUUGCAAUGGUGCUAUAGCUAAAAGACCGGCUCAUUUUAUCAGAGUUUGAAUUGAUGAGAGAGAAGAGCUUUAAAUGAUGGAUGUGUUGUGUUUAUUUUUACACAGAGAGUUGGAAGCACUUAAUAUAAGAAACUAAAAUAAAAUUAAGCUGUAAGAAAUAGAAUGGUGGUGUGGAUAUGUGGGUCAGCUGUAAGAAAUGGUAUGAUGGUGUUGGUAUUAUCAUCUGGUGUAAGAAAUGGUAUGAUGGUGUUGGUAUUACUGUCUGGUGUAAGAAAGCAUAUGAUGGUUUUGGUAUUAUCAUCUGGUGUUUGAAAAGGUAUGAUGGUGUUUGUAUUAGAUCAGCUGUAAGAAAGAGUAUGAUGGUGUUUCUAAUAGGUCAGCUGUAAGAAAGGGUAUAAUGGUGUGUGUAAGAAAGGGUAUGAUGGUGUGUGUAAGAAAGGGUAUGAUGGUGUGUGUAAGAAAGGGUAUGAUACUUAUUUGCUUUGGAUGGCAGUCAACCCUCCUGUGUUCAGCUUUUAUAUUAUUUUCUUACAUUUCUUUUUUCCUCUCUGUUAUAUUUCAUUUAUUUUUUAAUGUAAGCAUAUUGUUGUUAGCCACAGAUUGACACCAACAAAAUCAUGUAGCUUUCAGAUGUGUUGUAACUCAUGUCUGUCAAUGUGUCUCUCAGCCUGGUAGAAACUCAUAUGUCUUUACUAUGCCCACAAACUUAAGUGUCAGGACUCCUAACAUAACAAAGGGCUGGCAGUGCAGUUAGGGGUUGUCAACAAACUAAAGAUUUGGCAGUGGCAUUAAGGGUUGUCAACAAACUAAAGAUUUGGCAGUGGCAUUAAGGGUUGUCAACAAACUAAAUGGGUGGUGAUGGUAGUUAGGGGGCCGGUUGUCCAUUCAGGCUAAAUAAUAUUAAUUGGUCAGUUCAGGAUUGGUCAUGCAAUUAUUUAAUUAAAAUAACUCCUCCAUGACUUGUUUCAAUAUAUUAUGACACUUUUAUCUUUGCUCCCCUUAAUCUAAGAUUGCUCCCCUUAGUCUAAGAUUGCUCCCCUUAAUUUAAGAUUGCUCCCCUUAGUCUAAGAUUGCUCCCCUUAGUCUAAGAUUGCUCCCCUUAGUCUAAGAUAAACAACAGAUAAACUUAGGGCAGUAUUUAAAUAUAGCAAGUGGAUCGCCUUGAAUUAAAUCUUGGAAUAACAAUGCAAUCAUAUCUCAUAAUUCUGAAUGUAGCCAGGAUGCUGAGCCCAGCUCAGACUCAUUAUGUCUGUCAUCAGGUGACCAACAAAUAGCUUGCUGUCCUAAUCUGAUCAAUUAGAUUUGAUGGGUUUUCAUGGGAUUUAUUUUCAAACCAACAUUAACCAAAAUCUAAACACAGACCUGUCACUGUAGUACUAAGUUUGUCUUAGAUAAUGAACUGUUGAUGAUGGCAAGUGACCUGUUAUUUUGUCCAAACUGUUGACAUGUUCAUCUCAUCUUUAACCCAGUUAGUGUACACCCCUGGAACCUAACCCCUUGCUUGCUUGUGUGUCUGACUCCUAAACCACCAUCUCUCAGAGUAAAACUACACCAAAAUCUCUCAGAGUAAACUACACCACCAUCUCUCAGAGUAAACCUAAACCACCAUCUCUCAGAGUAAACUACACCACCAUCUCUCAGAGUAAACCUAAACCACCAUCUCUCAGAGUAAAAAUACACCACCAUCUCUCAGAGUAAACCUAAACCACCAUCUCUCAGAGUAAAACUACACCACCAUCUCUCAGAGUAAACCUAAACCACCAUCUCUCAGAGUAAAACUACACCACCAUCUCUCAGAGUAAACCUAAACCACCAUCUCUCAGUAAACCUAAACCACCAUCUCUCAAAGUAAAACUACACCACCAUAUCUCAGAGUAAACCUAAACCACAUUCUCUCAGAGUAAAUCUAAACCACCAUCUCUGAGUAAAUCUAAACCACCAUCUCUCAGAGUAAACCUAAACCACCAUCUCUCAGAGUAAAACUACACCACCAUAUCUCAGAGUAAACCUAAACCACAUUCUCUCAGAGUAAAUCUAAACCACCAUCUCUCAGUAAACCUAAACCACCAUCUCUCAGUAAACCUAAACCACCAUCUCUCAGAGUAAAACUACACCACCAUAUCUCAGAGUAAACCUAAACCACAUUCUCUGAGUAAACCUAAACCACCAUCUCUCAGUAAACCUAAACCACCAUCUCUCAAAGUAAAACUAAACCACCAUCUCUCAGAGUAAACCUAAGCCACCAUCUCUCAGUAAACCUAAACCACCAUCUCUCAAAGUAAAACUAAACCACCAUCUGCCAGACACUUAAUGGCACCAUGUCCCAGACAACUGUCUUCUUUUCCUCGAUAUUGACUUAUCAGGAGACUUAAAAAUAGUCUUUUAUUUUACAACUAUCUCCCUUUGUGUUUCAGACAGCCAAUGGAUUGCCCUCCCCCGUUAAAAUGAAAAAUCAGAUGUUCAGUACAUUUCCAAAAUGAGUCAUAGAAGUAGUGUUUUGUUUUUACAAUUAUGUCCCUUUGUGUUACAGACAGCCAAUGGAUUGCUCCCCCCUGGUAUAAUGACCAAUCAGACGUUCACUACAUAUCGUAAACCACAAGUCUGUACAAGUCUUAGCAAUAGUUGAUUUCUUUUUUGUUUUUUUAAAUAUUUUUAUCUUCUUCAUGUAAUCACUUGUAACUGACUAGCUUUGAACUCUGACCUUCAAAAAUGUAAGCUGUGGUCUAGCAUGGUGUAGGUGCUCAUUUCUUAUUUAGCCUCAACUCUGGUGCUUAAUCAAUUCUAAAUAUUUGAUUUUUAUUAUUUUUUUACAAAAUUAUAGAUAACUUAUAAAUUUUUUUUUUAUUUUUAGAUAACUAAUUUAAAAAUUUCUAAAAUUAUAGAUAACUAAUAAUUUUUUUUUUCAAAACUAUUUUCAAGUUUCAAUUCAAUGUAUAAAUAUUUUGGCAUUUAUAAUUUUUUAUUCCUUGAUGUUUUCUCCUAACAAAUUUUGUAUAAUUUAAAUAAAGAUGAAAGGUUAGUGGAAAUUUUUUUUACAAUCAGCUAAAGACAAGAAACUCAAAUACUUGUCUGUGACCCAUAAGUGAAACAAAAUGUCAACAUCAGCUAAAGUUAAUUUUUUGUUGUCAUUAAUUAUAAUGAAACCAUCAAUACAUUACUGAAACUGUAUGGCAGGCUGGGAAUCAAGUCAAUAACUAAAUAUAUUCACAGAAUUUUAGUGCACUAGGCAAUAACUAAAUAUAUUCACAGAAUUUUAGUGCACUAGGAAAUAACUAAAUAUAUUCACAGAAUUUUAGUGCACUAGGCAAUAACUAAAUAUAUUCACAGAAUUUUAGUGCACUAGGCAAUAACUAAAUAUAUUCACAGAAUUUUAGUGCACUAGGCAAUAACUAAAUGUAUUCACAGAAUUUUAGUGCACUAGGCAAUAACUAAAUAUAUUCAUAGAAUUUUAACAUAGACUUCAACAGCUAAAAAUAUUCUUACAAUUUUAGCAUAGAAGUGGAUGACUAAAUAUAUUUAUGGUUGCUGUGGAUAGACGGUUCAUCAUUUAUCUUUUCAUCUCUGUUCUUAACAUUUUAGUUAUAAUAGAAAAAAAAAACAUAAAGUUGAGACAGUGAUGAUGUAAAAAAUAAAGUUGAGAAAUAGUUAUUGUUAAGGAAUAUUUGAUGUUAUGGAAAAAGUUCAGAAAUAGAUUAUGCUAGAGACAAGAUUUAGAAAUAAUUUUAACAUAAAGAUAAUGUGAACAUAAAAACAUAAGGUGACCUGUUGAUCUAGAAAAAUAACCUAAAAGCAUUGUACUACAUAUCUGCUAGAGUUGAUUGAACUUUUUGCUAGUGCUGCUCUUACAUAAACUUUCUUCAUUACGAUUUCCAAUGUAUCUCUCUUAGUGCUGUAUCUUGUAACCGCAACCACUGUGCCAUUCUUAAGUUGUCAUCUUCUCUCAGGAAUCUCUAGCCACCACAGCCAGCGUGUGACAUCUGUCCAUGUUGCCGUGUCUUACAAAGGAACUAUGUCAAUGGCAGCAUCACCUUCUUGUCUGUCAUGGCUUAUCCUCCUGUCUCCAUAUGUCUGCCAGUCGCUGGCUGUCAAAAGAUCUAUUUCUUCUGUACUUUGUAUGUCUGCUACAUCACAGAGGAUCUCCAUUCUGUUUGUAUUUAUCUAUAGAAAAAGGGGUUUGGAAAGGGGGCGGGGGGGGGGGAGUAUUUGUUUUGUUCUCCAUCUACUGCAUUUAUAUAGUGUGAGCGUUUGAAUGCCGCUGUUGUACCUGCUACAUCUAACCCAUUGACACUGCGCACCGCUUGUACUGUCCAAUGAUUGGCCUGUACACUGUCAAAGCACUACACAUGCAAUGUUGCCUUAACCAUACAGAAAUUAUUAUGACAUUCCUUCCCAAACAACCACUUAAAAGUUCACAAGAAAAACUACCUCCUGUUGGCCACUUUUAACAUGAGACUUUGCUCAUAUAGUUUGAAUACACUAGACAUACUCUGCUCUAGCAGUUGCUCAUAUAGUUUGAAUACGCUAGACAUACUCUGCUCUAGCAGUUGCUUUUGUUUUUCUUGUGAACUUGUGCCAACUGUCUGCUUUUUAAUGACUUUUUAAGGAAAUUAAGAAAGUUUUGUAACCAGAAGCUCUGUAGUUUUUUUAAAAGCAAUAUUUCAGAAGUUGUGAUGACCACUGGUCAAGGGUGCUCCCUAUUUAGAACAGGACAUGUAUGAUGAAUGCUUUCAUUCAAGAACAUUGAUUCAAUAGAAAUUAAAUAGAAAUGUCAAGUUGGUUGCAAAAUUUGCGUCAAUUGGUUUUUAAAGCUGUUGGAAAAAAGACAUUUUUUACACAAAAAAAAAAAAUGCAAAUGAAAGACUCUUUGGUUGGGAAUAUAUCGGCAUAUAAUCUCUUUGAUUCUAAAAACCCACAGCACCACCAAAUGGGAAAAUAUACCCUCCCCUCCUCUCCUCUCCCCAACAUUACAUUUUUUAAAAAAAUUUAUUUUAAAAAAAAUUAUAGUUCUAUAACAAUUUAUUUUUUUUUCUCUUUCUAAAUAACUGUGUGAAGUUUUUAGUGAUAACUUAUCCCCCUGAAUACAAUUGUUGUGAUAGUUUGAUCACGUAUACCCGAUGUUUGAACUGAUUGAAAUACUUGGCUAUAAAAGAGCACCAAGUUCAAUUGCCCCCUUCUUUUUUUUCCCCCAAAUGAUGUCAUUGCUUAAUAACAAUAAAAAGUGAAGUGAGGCUAGACUUACUGCUACUAAUUAACUGACAGGUUUCAUUGGAAGGACAAUAUGUGCACAAUGACACUAUGUGUGCAAUGCCACUGUGCACACAGUGAAAACAUGGCCUUGAUGUCAAUUAUUUUCAAAUCUUAAAAUUCCAUGACUCAAAUAUUUCAUCAAACCAUGCAUUGGUUUUAGCAUUUACUUGGGCAUAGGUUGAAACAGUUAAAUAAAUGACACAUCCAGGAACACUUGAUCCAUGAUCCAGAUGUUUAGUUCUUCCAAUGAAGCUGAUCUGCUCUCUUGCUAAUGUAAUAUAACACGUUAUUGUAAGCUUGUUUGUCAGACCUAUAUAACCCUAUCACCAUCAUGGUUCAGGGAUGUUACUGUAAGCUUGUUUGUCAGGCUUAUUUAAACCUAUGACAUGUGGUACAGGGAUGUAUCAAGGGAAAUGAUUUUCAAUCUCUAUGGGAAUAAUGUCUUGGUGUUAUGACAGGGUCUGGUCCCAACCAAAAUGUGUUUGAAAACUCCACUGACUCAUAACAUGUAUGGAAUGGUUCCAUUUCUAUCCAGUAGAUUAUGGUACAGUCAGUGAGGUGCUCAGUCUUAACAUUGUAAUUAGGAAACUUGUACAUACUUACAAACAUGUUAUACAAAUAAUCUAUUUAUCUAUCAAGUAUUAUUAUUUUAUUUACUUCAGUAACUACACUUUUUAAAACUUAACAUUUUUUUUUUUUUUUUAAAGUAGGACUUAUUUUUUUAAAUAGUUCUAACGCAUUAAUUUUGUAAAAUAUUUCUAACGGAUGACUUAAAAUGUACAAAUUUUUUAAAUGUUUUAUUAAAAAAAAUGUUAAUUUUUUUAAAGACCUUAACUUAGAAAUAUUUAGUGAUUAAAAAAAGCCAUCCAACAAACAGCUGAUGGAUGUGUAUUGUGUAUUUCCAGCAAAGUGGCUCCCCAACAAGUUCAGGAACAAUAACUCAGCCUGAUAAAGGUAGGCUGUAGAUUGUGGAGUUGUCUUUCAGUUAACUGACACCAACAAAGUGAAUUUAUGAAUGGGUUUUAUUGGGAAACUCGUCUGCUGGUUGUAUCAAGAAUUCUGAACAUGAACACAACGUCUCUAGAAGUCCUCAUAAUGAACAUUGAACUGUUCCUACCAUUUCAGUGUCCUGUGUUAUAUGGGAGGGAAGUGAGUGCAGGAAAGUGGACCUGACAGCCUUGGACAUUGGCUGGGCAAUUAUCGACAAGGUGGACAGCCUGCCUGAGUCAUCGGACUAUUUCCUGAUUGGACUUUUAUUCUCAGUCGUCAUGGGUGUGGUGAGUUUCAUGUAUCCCUCCGUUAAGUUGGCAACAAGAUUUCUUGAGAUUAUUAGCCUUUCAUGUCAUGUACUGGUCUGCAUAGCCAUGGCCUAUAUUCUAUGAUACUUGCAGGUGCCUCUUGUGUUCGAAUCUAUGGUCUAUAUUAUAUGAUACUUGCAGGUUCCUCUUGUGUUUCGAAUCUAUGGUCUAUAUUAUAUGAUACUUGCAGGUGCAUCUUGUGUUUCGAAUCUAUGUUCUAUAUUCUAUGAUACUUGCAGGUGCCUCUUGUGUUUCGAAUCUAUGGUCUAUGUUCUCUGAUACUUGCAGGUGCCCCUAGUGUUUCGAAUCUAUGUCAACAAAGAAAUGGCCCGCUGGGAAGAUUUUAUGACCUUGCCAGGAAUUUGGGCUCAGCUGUCUGAAGUACCUAAUCUUUUGGGCAGCACUUAUUCUUGGAGGUAAACAAUAGCCCUUUUCACCCAUUAUAUGUCUAGGAAACACCAUCAGUAAACAAUAGCCCUUUUCACCCAUUAUAUAUGUCUAGGCAACACCAUCAGUAAACAAUAGCCCUUUUCACCCAUUAUAUAUAUCUAGGCAACACCAUCAGUAAACAAAAGCCCUUUUCACCCAUUAUAUAUGUCUAGGCAACACCAUCAGUGAACAAUAGCCCUUUUCACCCAUUAUAUAUGUCUAGGCAACACGAUCAGUAAACAAUAGCCCUUUUCACCUAUUAUAUAUGUCUAGGCAACACCAUCAGUAAACAAUUAAUCCUUUUUUUUAAUCAACGCCCAAAAAUGUCACAUUAUGGUUGUUUUGUUAUUGAAGCAGCUCUUAUUGUUACCAUUUGUAAUUGAGGGCUGCCAUGUAAGUAAAUGCUGGCCGCUGUCCACCAGGCAGUACAAUGUUUUGUUUCUCCCCAGACAAUACUUGUUGAUGUUCAAUGGCAUCGUGCAGAGGUUCUUCUUGAGCCUCAUCUUCUUCUUCCUCCUGUCAGUGGCUGACAGAACCUUCAAGCAGGUAAUACACACUGUGUUGUUCUAGCAGGUAAUACACACUGUGUUGUUCAAGCAGGUAAUACACACUGUGUUGUUCAAGCAGGUAAUACACACUUGUUGUUCAAGCAGGUAAUAUACACUGUGUUGUUCAAGCAGGUAAUACACACUGUGUUGUUCAAGCAAGUAAUACACUCUGUGUUGUUCAAGCAUGUAAUACACACUGUGUUGUUCAAGCAGGUAAUACACACUGUGUGGUUCAAGCAGGUAAUACACACUGUGUGGUUCAAGCAGGUAAUACACACUGUGUGGUUCAAGCAGGUAAUACACACUGUGUUGUUCAAGCAGGUAAUACACACUGUGUUGUUCAAGCAGGUAAUACACACUGUCUUAUACAGUUACCAUACAUCCCAUUAAUUAUUUGAACACACAGAGCUAAUGCUUAUGCCAUAACCACCCAACUUGUUUAUAAAUAGGUACGCCAUCACUACUAAACAAGGAAUCCACUUCCUUUCCUUCAUAUAGAUUUGUACAAGCCCACAUAAGCACUAAACAAGGACUCCACUUCCCUUCCUUCAUAUAGAUUUGUACAAGCCCACAUAAGCACUAAACAAGGACUCCACUUCCUUUCCUUCAUAUAGAUUUGUACAAGCCCACAUAAGGAUGAUUAUCGAUGAAUAUGUUUUUGAUACAAUUCCAGACAACUCCAGUGUUCUGUUUUAAGAUUAAUUAAUUUCUUCCUCCCCCCCCCCUCCCCCAGCGUUUGCUGUACGCCAAACACUUCAGUUAUCUAACUUCAUCAAGGAGAGCUCGCAAGUUCUCGAUGCCUCACUUCCGGCUGAAUAAAGUCAGGAACAUCAAAAUUUGGCUGUCACUUCGAUCUUACCUAAAGGUAGGCCCACGACAUCAAUGUCACAUUGUGUGUACUGGAAGUUAGGCCCACGACAUCAAUGUCACAUCAUUUGUACUGGAAGAUAGGCCAUUGACAUCAGUGUCACAAAAUUAGUAUUUAAAUAUAGGUCAAUGAGGUCAAUGUCAAAACAUUAGUAUUUGAAUAUAGGCCAUUGACAUCAAUGUCACAACAUUAGUAUUUGAAUAUAGGUCAAUGAUGUCAAUGUCAUAACCUUAGUAUUUGAAGAUAGGUCCAUUAUGUCAAUGUCACAACAUAAAAUUGCUUAUAGAUAGGUCUAUGACAUCCAUGUUAGAUCAUAGCAUUGCAUAUAAAAAGGUCCAUGACAUCAUUGUAACAUCAUACCAUUGCUUAUAUAUAUAUAUAUAUAUAUAUAUAUAAAUGACAUUAAAGUCACAAAAAUUGCUUAUAGGUAAAUGACAUCGAUCUCACAUAAUAACAUUGCUUAUAGAUAGGUGACUGACAUCAAGGUUCCCAGUAGACUUUGUGUUUUAAAAUGAUUUAUUUCUUGGGGGGAGGGGUGGUUGCUUACACUGUCACACAAGGGUAGGGCAUUUUCUUGACCACCUGGGAGCAGGCAUUUUUUAAUUAGACCAUAGUCAUGGGAUAAUAUUUUUUUUUUAAUUAUAAAGGAUUUUCUUGUCUAUCAUCUGACACAUUUAUUCAUUGUUUUAUUUCAUAUUUUUUUGUGUACCGUACAUGAAUGGUUGAAACACUUUUUUUUUCUCUUUUUUUUCUUUUUUUUUCUUUUUGUACAUAUUAUGUGUUAAUGGUUGGCUCAAAGCAGUUAAAAUUCAGUCUGAUUGGAUGUAUCGAAACUGUUAAAAUUCAAUCAUAUUGGAUGGAACAAAGCAGUUAAAAUUCAGCCUUAAUGGAUGGAUCAAAGCAGUUAACCCUUUACGGGGCAGAGCGGCCGAAAACGUCUUUACCACUUAAAGGGCAAAACGCCCACAAGCGUCCGUGACGACUUAGUGUUGUUUUCUCGUGACCUCCGAGGCUUUCCGAGACUCCUAUUGUUUACUUCCGUUUUUUUAUGAUAGCUAAAUAGAGUCGGCGCUAGUUACAAGUAUUUAAUCAAUUUUUUUUUUAGUUUUAGUGGGUUUACAAAAUUUUUUUUUCGAAAUGGAUUUUGCCGAUUAUUCAAGUGAUAGCGGAGAUUUCGCUGGAUUCAAUUAAAGUGACAUUUAAGUGCACGAAUUGACUGUAAAUUGGAACUAGAUGUUUAUAUUAUUAGUAAUAGUAGUGAAAUCAGCUUAGUAAGCAGUGUUGAAUUUUACAAACUUGGAUUUUGUGGCAGUGUUUGUAAAUAGUAAAUAGAUGACUCACAAUCACAAACAAUAUGUUUUUGCAAAUAUUUGUGCCCAUACGAGGAUUAAUGGCAAAAUGUGAGUACACUCAUCAACCUGCAUUCAUUUUCCUUGAUUUUGAUUUUGAUUUCACACAAAUUUGUUGACUGAAACCUUAGAUUUGAUUUUUUGUGUAACGUAACCCGUAAAUUUUAUUAAAAAACAGAAAAGUGGUGCCCGUUCAGGACAUGCAAGAGGAAGUACCUCUGCCCUGUAAAGGGUUAAAUGUCAGUUUUAUUGGAUGUAUCGAAACUGAUAAAAUUCAAUCAUAUUGGAUGGAACAAAGCAGUUUAAAUUCAGUAUUGAUGGAUGGAUCAAAGCAGUUAAGUCAGUCUAUUUCAGUUAUCAAAAUCAAGUACAGGAAAUACAUUAUCAAGUUUUCUCUCUGUUUUGUAUUUAAUCGAUUUUUGUUGUUGUUUCUUUCAGCGACGAGGUCCCCAACGGUCAGUUGAUGUCAUUGUUUCAGCCUGUUUCCUGUGUGCCAUUUGUACAGUGUGUCUCAUUUCUCUACAGGUCAGUGUAACUUUGUACUGUGUCCCAUUUCUUGUACAGGUAACCUGAUUUCUUGAUAGGUGAGUUGAAAUAAUAUGUGUACUGGUGAGUUUGACUGAAACUGAGGUUUCCAAAUGUUUACACAACUCUGAUGUCAUGGACAUUUAGUUGACAUGUAGGUUACAAUGACACAACUCUUUGAACUUGUUUGUUGAACUUGUUUGUUGAACUUGUUUGUUGAACUUGUUUGUUGAACCUGUUUGUUGAACCUGUUUUUUGUUGAACUUGUUUGUUAAACCUAUUUGUUAAACCUGUUUGUUCGUUGAACCUGUUUGUUGAACUUGUUUGUUGAACCUGUUUGUCAAACUUGUUUGUUUGUUGAGUCUGUUUGUUGAAAUUUCUUGUUGAACUUGUUUGUUGAACCUGUUGACAGAUGUUGAAGGAUACAGAGAGCUAUCUGGAUUAUCUGUGCAACUGGGAGCUGAUGGUCUGGUGUAUUUCUCUUGGAGUUUUCCUCAUGCGCUUCAUGACGGUUGGUCUGAAGAUCAACAAGAAGUACAGGAACCUGUCGGUGCUGAUCACUGAACAGAUCAACCUGUACCUGCAGAUGGAACAGAAACCUCACAAGAAGGAAGAGUUGAUACUUGCCAACAAUGUGCUCCGAUUGGCUGAGGAUCUCUUGAAGGUAGCUCUCAGUUCUUGACCCUUUUUAAACCAAAGUUAUACAUUUCUUAUAAAUGUGGAUCAUAUCUGGCAUGACCCAUGCUCUAACUGGCUGCUAAAAUUUGGUCACGACCCCUGCUCUUACUGGCUGGGCCAAUGGGGUCAUGAUCCCUGCUCUAACUGGCUGGACCAAUGGGGGCAUGACCCCUGCUCUAACUGGCUGGACCAAUGGGUCAUAGCCUCUGCUCUAACUGAACUAAUGGGAUCAUGACCUCACCUGACUUGAUAAAUAUUAUAUUUAUUGAGUCCCUCCUAUAGCUUUGUAGGCCAUGGUAUGCCAUAUUUAUGUAUAGUUGAGUUAAUAAAAUUCAAUAUCCAUGUCCAUAAUUUAGUCCAUAAAAUGUUCACUUGUGUACAUGUUCACUUGUGUCCGUGUCAACCCACAGGAACUGGAAAGUCCUUUCAAGAUUUCUGGCUUCUCUGCCAACCCACUCAUCUACAACAUCAUGCGAGUGGUUGUGUUGUCAGCAUUCUCGGCAGUGCUGACAGAAGUCCUGGGAUUCAAGCUCAAACUACACAAGAUUAAGCUUAAAGGGUGACCCGGCUUCAGUCCAGAUGAUUUGAUGAAAAGUCCACCUACUGGACGUGGCCGGUGUGUCAGCCAUGUAGCCACCAUGCCACUGGAGGUGGAUUGCUUGGUACCAAACAACCAAAGAUCUGCACAUGCUUUGGGAGUGGAGUCCUUGCUGUCCAGUUGCCUUAGAAAGUGUCUGUGGAGACUUGAUCUAGUUGAUAAUCAUUUGUCGGUUGUCCCAGUUAGUCUAGAGCCCUUAACAUAUUGGCGCUCAUUGCGGACCUUAGCCACCCCGACCUAGUAGAGGGAGACAUGCGUUUUUCUCCCAGAGUUCCCCCUCAUGUUAAGCAUUGCUCCUUCCUGCCGUCUAGGUGAUGCCCCAUUGCUCAGAUUAGCUGUGGCCUUUGUCCAGGGGAAGCUUUAAUCUCCAAUCCAAAGCCAUUAGAUGGAAUAUAGUUUUGUCCCAUCCAUGAUCUGGAACAAGGUCAUUUUUUUUAAAUACCUGGUUUUAUCUCAAUGCCUCACAUGUUUUUUUAAAUCAUUUUUUAAUUGUUUGAAAACUGCCAUCCCAUUGUUUUCAAUUUCUUAUGGAGUUCAACAAUUUUUUAAGCAUUCAUUUUUUAAAUCUCUUUUAAUCAUAUCUUAAAUAAUUCAGGACUGAUAUAAAAAAUAUUUUACAUUUCUUAAGGUACAUUUUAUUGUUCACUUGAUAUCUCUACGUUUAUUUAACUUUUUUAAUUUGUUGCUGCUACGUGAUUGGAGCAAGCUUUAACAAUCAUCUAAAUAAGUUCAUCAGACAGAUGAAAUAUGAUUCUUUGAGUUUCGGAAAUAUAAAGUUAUUUGGAUUAAUAGACAUUUAAAAAAAAUAAUAAUAAACUCAUUAGUAAACGUUCUUUCCUUAACGCCUACUAAAUUCACGAGUGCUUGAUUUUUCACUCAAUCCACUACUAGAACUUGCACUGCUACUAGUCUCAGAUUUUAUUAUCUUUAUCACUAGCGGGUAGCAUGAGUAUUGACAACAAAACUUUCAUCAAGAAAUAAUUCCAAUAAAUUGGGCUUUUUUUUUGUAGGGCCAGCAUCUGAGUUCUACAAGUGCUCUUGUUGUGCUGGGCCAGCAUCUGAGUUCUACAAGUGCUCUUGUUGUGCUGGGCCAGCAUCUGAGUUCUACAA
This is a messenger RNA of Lymnaea stagnalis (great pond snail), 53899 nucleotides long. The record is from the annotation of a GenBank genome assembly. Lineage: Eukaryota; Metazoa; Mollusca; Gastropoda; Lymnaeidae.